AUGGACCGCAACGCGCGGCCGCCGGCCACCACGGUCAGCACCAUAGCGGUCCGGAGCGGCGCCACCAGGAUCGUCAUAGCCCUGUUACAGGUACGCCCCUGACCACACACUCGCCGGUCGCCGCGGUUAAUGUUAUUUUCUUGUCGCACCCUGACCCACUCCCACUCGCCUCCGCUCCGAGUUUUAUCGGUCGGACCGAUCGCCGAGUGCCCCUCGGGUCGCGUCAGCGACAGCACCGCCCCGCCAAAAGAGCAAAAAAAGAAAAACAGAAGAGACAUACCGCGGCGGUCGCCUGUUGUGCAAUCAUAAUAUCACCGCGUAACCGUUGUUCGGACACGAGCAACCGGUCGUCGCGGGUAUCAACGGCGCGUCCGCGUGUGCCGUAGUUUUGGGGGCGCGGGGAUGGUGGAUCGACACGAUUUCCGUACGAGACCGUACCGACCAGAGCCCGCCGCCGACGUUACAGAAUCUCCCCGCGCGUGUCUCUCGGCGGCCGUGGCGGUGGGUGGUGCGAACCCCCGAACAUCCCCAUCCCCACCUCCCACCCCACACUACUCCCGGUGAAUACGCGGCCGACGAGCGUUGUGUACGGCAACGCAGACGCGUCGAUGUAUUGUCGGCGAAUUCGUCGUUUCGUCGACGGUUUACGGCCGUCCGUAAUGUUGGCGAACCGCGGCCGGGCGCGAUUAAUUAAUACGGAUAAAUACGGCGUUUCAACGCGUCUAGGCGCGUCGCCGUGGCCGCGUUUAUCUCGGGUUGGCCGUUUUCGUUUUCCUUCUCUCGUUGCCGACGCCGGCGAAUAAUACGAAUUUAUCGCAACGGUACUGUUCGCGCGCCGUCGCAUAUCUGUUUUCUUUCCGUUGUUAUCAACGCCGGUAAUAUACUCGCGGUAUUUGAUUUUUUUUUUUUUUUCCAUAGUCCGCAGCGGUCGGCUGUUGCGCGUGCCCGGCGCGGGAAUAUUUUUUUAAUCGCAGAGCGGACAUUUUUUUGUUUUUUUUUGUUAUUCCGAAGAAUUUUUACGCGACAUAGAGUAUUAUUUCGCUAGAGAAUACGCCGCGGUCGAAUAACAAAUCCAUGUCCGUCGACUCGUGCCCCGCGCUCAGAGACGGCGAUUUCGGGAACGAUAAGGGGGUGCAUCAGUUACGAUUACGAAUAAACAAUUUUUCGUUAUACAUCUUGAUUUCGUGUCUUUUUUUAAGCUGCAAAAAGAUGAUCGGUGAACAUUCGAAUUUUGUCUUCAGGAAUCGGACCGUUCGCGGCUUAAAAUUAUCUUGAAAUAAUUCGAAAACUGAGUCAAUUAUCUGCGAUUUAUAUUUGAUUUGUGAAGAUCGAACUUUCAAUGAAUGAUGAAAUUCUCCCCUUUGGCUUUGAUAAUGUUCAUCUUGUUUCCACGAAGUUUCGAUUUUAUUCGUUUUUUCGAAAACAUCCGUGAAGCAACCAAUAUUUUUAUUCGAUAUCGUUUCGCGUUUGAAAGCUCACCACUACAGCUCACACGAAUUGCCCCUCCCUCCGGAAGGACCGAAAUGGGGGGGGGGGGGUGGUACCGAGUCGUCUGCCCGGGGUACCGGCCGACCGCGGAAAAUAUCCGAGGAUCCGGAACCUCUCGUGCGCGUAUACGUGUAAAAAUAGGUCCGCGCGACUCCACGGCCCGCGAAAUCCUCUAUAGGACGUGGGAUUCCCCGUAUACGCCUUUUUUUUUUUCUUCUUUUUUUUCGUCGUCCAGCCGGCGUACCCGUUCUUACCCGGACGGUUUUCUCCGCGGCAUUCCGUCCGCAUCAACGCGCAGUAAUUAUGUGGCGUCAAAGGGGUUUUGCGGGUACUGGGCCGCGCGCGUUACGUUACGGGCAUUGUCUCCGUCACGUGGCCGCGUCCGACGAAUUUCUCGAGGAAUGCUGCCCCGGCUCGACGAUUCCUAUUUUGGGCAUGGCGGAAAUGAAAGUCAAUGAAAUAUCAUUAGUAUCGCCGUGCUGCCGGUCGGUCGGUCGGUCGGUCAUUGCGGAUGGAAACGGCGGCGGCGGCGGCGGCGACGACGGUAUAGUGACGGACGGCUAGCCGGCAACAAUAAUACCGCGGUGUUCUUUCGAGUUCCGAGAAAAAAAAAAAAAAAAAAUGCGAUUUCAUAAUAAAAUUUUUAUUUUCGAAAUGUGUCCCGUUUAGUGUUAUUAUUAGUUUCGGUCGAAACGAAAACGCAAAAAAGAUACGGGCGUACUUCGCACGGUGGGAAUACGGUAGGGGGGAAAUUUAAUUUAUAUAUGUGCGAAACGGUAGUAGCCAUUGCUAACGAAUAAACGAUUCUGACCGGAGUUCGGUUCAUAGCGUUGCUUUGUCAACAAUAUUUGAUGUGUCAUAUUAUGGUAAAAUAAUUGCAUAUUAUGCGUUAUAAAUUUUCUUGAAUAAUAUUUGUUCAAUAUAAUUGUACCUAUUCUCUCGUUUUUCCUAUGUCUUUUGCCGGGUUUCGCCAUUUAUUAUGAACACAGCUGGGAAAAUCAAAAAAUUGUCUUUCUAAAGCAUCACCCCAGUUAGAUUUCCUUUCGGAAAAAGUGCUAUAAUUAAAAAUCGGAGCGAAAUCGAUGGUAGAAAAGUUGUCCGCAGAAAAAAAAUUUAACAUCAUUGUAAUACCAAUAUAUUCUUCGCUCUGCUCAGAGUCUAAAAAAAGAAAUUGUUCGAUUUUCGUUUUCACCGAAUGUAUUUCUUCGUAAACUAUAUGCAGUUUCAGGACCGAUUUAGAGUUAUCCGCAGGUGACCACGAUGAGGCGAUUGAUUUUUUUUUCUUCUGUAAUUCGGUAUAUUUCGUUUCAUUUUCGCGGUGCCGUAGAUAUUCAGUACACAUUAAUAUUGUCAGUCUGUGAAGUCUUGUAACACUUCUAUAUCAAAUGGGCACUAUCCCGAGUUCCGACAUGACGGUUAUACACUUACCAAUGUGCUAUAAUAGUUAUAAUUAUAGCCGUUCUCAAACAAUAUAAUAGUAUAGGUAUAGAAAUAGAUUCGGCGGAAACUUUUUUUCAUUUUGGCGAAGAAACUAUGCGUAGCUGUGCUCGCUUAGUAUUUCAUUCGUCGUUUAUCACCUAUUAACUGAAUUACCCUGAUAUUCCCGGACUUUCAGAAAAAAAAAAAUAAAUAAGUAAAAUAAAUAAAUCAAAUUUAACGUAUGUCCCCGUUUUCGCCCGUAUCCCCUAUACGUGUCUGUGAUAACGAAAUUAAAUAAUAAUAAAUGGUGUUUUUUUAUCCGUGUCACUAUCAAGGUAAUCCAAAAAUCAAUCAUAAAAAAAAAAAUUAUCGAUUUGUUCACUUUAAAAUAUUAAAAAGUGUGUUUCACAAUUCCGAGAUAAAACUGUUUUUUGAAUGUCCGUUUAGCGAAGAUUUGUAUAGCGCACGGGCAUAUACAGACACGUGGAAUUUUCGUUUUCUACGUAAGACCGUUUUACGGUUAAAACGAUUUUCCUACAUCGAUCCAUUAUAAUUAUGUUAUAUUAUUAUAAUGACCCACUGGGUAUAGUUAUAUUUGUUCGGAUGAUGCAUUUAUCGCGUGUAACUCGAGUGUAGUGUUCCUAGCGUGAGAUUGAAUUUUGCAUGCCGCCCAUAUAAUUUGUUGGCAUGAGAUGUUCCGUAUUUUUAGAAUACGGAAUAUAUCCAGAGGCAAACAGCAGGAGUUCGUUUGCCAUUGCCCGGUCGUUUCCACUGCGAAUAAUAAACGCGAUAAAAAAAAAUAAAAAAAUAAAUUUAUAUUAUACAUAUAAAUAGAAGAAAUCAACAUCGCGCUAUCAUGCACUGCGCCGCGCGGUACAUCUAUGGGCUAUCUCGAAAAUAAAUAACCCUUCUGCGAGUGGAUAUUUUCGGAUUUUAUACUGAAAAAACGCGGUCGUAUUCGUACUAGUAGCCAUAAUAUAAUAUUUCGUCGGUUUUUCGAUAUUUUCCGCGCGAUUAUCGAAUUUGCUCACCACCGCCUUGGCGGUAAAUCUCGAAAAUUCAAAAUUUGUAACUACAUUAAAUCCUGGUCCACACACGACGAUAUAGUUGUUGCCACGCGAUAAUCAGCGCAUUUUUGAUCACUCUCACUGCCAUUAAAAAAAAAAUUAUUUUCUAUAAUGAACAUGCAGUGUAAACAAAACUUACUCUACUGUGAUUUCCAUUACUUGAUCUACUAUCUAUAGCCGUCGGACAAAUUAUUGUUUUCAGUCAUUGUGUAUAAUAGUGACACACUAAUAUAUCGCUGUGUCGUUGAAUAAUAUUCGAAAUCGCAAUUCGCUUAUACUGAAAACUGUACGAAAUCGACUAUUUCCACAGGACUGAAGACAUUUUUCCAAUCGGUAACCGCACGCAUUAAUAAUUUUUCGUUUUUUUUUUCCAAAACAAAUUUGAAACUUACAAUACGGUCGAUGUAUAAGAAUAACUUUACAAACCGGUAAAAAAUACACAAGAUAUAUUAUUACUACGAUGUGUGUGUGUGUGUGUGUGUGUGUGCAUACAAGCUGAAAUAGGUACUGCAAAUGAAAAAAAAAAAAAAUAAAAAUACACUUUGUACGGUAGAAUUUAUACAACUGUCAUAUUACCAUUCGCAUGUAAUAUAUAAUAAACCGUAUACACUGUCGCGCGGGAGACAUGACACACAUAUUAUCGUCACUGUGACCCGGGAAAUUUAAAAAAAAAAAAAAAAGAAAUAAAUAAAUAAAUAAAAAAUUACAUAUAUAUAUUUAAGUAAUAUAUUAUUAUGUCUAUCGCGUAAUACACCGAGAGUGUGAAAUUAAUUUGAACUUGACAUUUUCAUACUCGUAUACACUUGCAAUUUACAUCUGUAAUACAACAUUUGUACGGUAUUAUACACUUUGUAAUAACUAAUUAUUAAUAUUUUUCGCGGGAAUUUAAAUUUUACAACGUUACAGUUGAUUAAAACACUAAAUACUGCGGUAAAAAUAAAAAUGUUAUUGAAAUUACACGUCAUUUAACAUAUUGCAGUGGGCUUUCCCUAUAUACUUUCUUGGGUAAGUUAUUUUACGAAUUUAAAACGUUUUGUUUUUAUUUCUUACAAAGAAUGCACAAUAUCGGAAAAAAAACCAAUGAAUACUAAAACGUUGUUUCUUCCCUCAGGAAACAUUUUUUUGUUUAGCGAAAACACCCCGAAUAUUGUAUCUCUACUUUAAAAGAUGCGGAUUGUUUGGCUACAGAUAUACUUUAAAUUUUUUUUUUUAAAAAUUCCUGACAGUUUCUAAAAAAAUUGGGGAAAAAAAAACAAACAACAAAAUUAAUAAACUUAGUAUUUAUUUUUGUCGAUUUCUGGGUUAUAUUGACCGUUACGAUACGGGAGCAAAUACAUUUUGAUACUUUACCAGUUUACCGAGCUCCAUUAAAAAUUCUAUGCUUCGAUCGCGAUGAUUUCAGUACAAUAAUGUAACGUAAUUAACUUAUAAACCAACCUAACCUGUAUAAAACGGAAACUACUUCGACCAACUCGACUGCAGUAUAUAAUAUGACCGCAAUAACUUUCAAAAUUUCCACCAACAACGGCGGCCUACCCAUGAAGUAUAUUUAGUAUUUACGUUUAACGGUCGGUUUUAGAUUUUGAGUUUAACGAAGAAUGUAUUGGUUUUACAAAGAUGUUCAUUUUUUUGUUUAUUUUUUUUUUAUGUGAACACUUUUUCUACCAGAAAGCUUACUCCGAUUAUCAAGUAUAGGACUUUUUCUGAAAGAAAAUGUUUUCUGAAUGGUACUUUAAUAUUCGAGAUAACGAGGAAAACCAGCUUCUUAAGGUUUAAAAAUAUUGAAUAAGGUUUUUAUCUAUUUUUUGUUAUUAUUAAGUUUAAAUUAUUUUAAUAUUUUUUUAAACAAUUAUUGUUGUCAUGGAAAUGCACAUUAUUGUAAUAAUUUUACCAUAAUAUUACAUAUAUAUAUUGUUGACAAAGCAACACUAUCAACUGAACUCCGCUCAGAAUCGUUUUAUCGUUAGCAAUGGUUUAUCGUUGCUUACAAAUAUACAUUCAAUUCCCGUCUGCGUCCUACCCUCCCAAUUACCCACUUACAACAGUGGCUGCACCCACGUGAGAAGUAUGUCCGUCAUUUUUUUUUUUGUUUCUCCUACAAUUCAGUAUACCCAACUACGUAAUAUAUUAUGACGUUAUCGAAUGUAUCGAUUUUGGAACGCGUCCGACAUCCGAAUUAUUAUUAUUAUUAGCUACCUAUACGUUUCAAUUUAUCGGAAAUAAUAGGUCGUAUUCUAUUAUUAUUAUUUUAAAAUUUUCUAAACACGUUCCGUGAACCCGCGGUUAAACCUACGCAUUUUGAACGGGAAACAGAAAAAAAAAAAAAAACAAUAGACUAUUACGGGUAACACGAAUAAUAUAAAUUCUCCGAUUGUGUAUACGCGCUGUGGGUAUACCGUAAUAAUAUUGUUAUUAUAUUGUAAAUGACGUGUGUCGCGUAUAUCCGAUUUUUGAUAAUAUUUCUCGAGGCCGCGUACACCUGAUUGGUAUACGGCGUACAUUACUCGACGAAUUUUUUAUUAUUUUUUUUUUUUUUUCUAAAUAUCGUCGUUAUACUAUUACCCGCAAUGCUCGCGAUGAAACAACAAGUAUUAUGCCCGUGUUUUACGUUGAUACGCCCCAUAAUACAACAUCACUUAGCGUGCGUAUUAUGCAUGUUGCCGUACGGAUGCGCGUUACCCGUGUAUUUUAAUACAAUCGUACGAAAAGACGUCGUCGACUCAUCGUGGACGGGAACCCGUAAAGUAAACCCGGAAUCUUAAAACCUGUACUGUAGAAAUCCGGAGAGUAUAAAUCUGGACUGUUAAAAUUUGGACCGCGGAAACCUAGAAUUUAAAAUUACAAAACCUGAACGGUGCAAAUCCGGACAGUAUACAAUUGGACGGUACAAAUCUGGAAAGAACAUAUCCGUUUUCCGAGCCGAGAAAUUCGGGAAAUUCCGGGCAAAAGUAUUUGAAAUUCGACUUAUCCGACACAUAAAUAGGUAUGUCGAGUGUUGAAUCGUUAAAAAAAAAAGCACUAAUGUGUACCCACGAGUAUGAUGACGUUAUAAUAUUUCCGAGUCGGCGAAAAAAAGUUUUUUGUGGAUAUAUCGGUAAAAAUUACGUAAAAUUUACGACACCUCAAAAAAAAAAAUAAAAAAUAAAAAACAUUGACACAGACAUACAACUAUAUCUAGGUAUUAUAAUAUUAUAUUCGUUUUGACUUUAAAAUAUAUUUUUUUCAUAAUAUUUAUUACGUUCUAUGUGGGCAUCUAAUAACCGCAAUGUGUAGAAAAAAAAAAAAUCAUGAAUAUUUUUUGUUUUUUAUUUCCAAUUAUAGCCGUACGUCCGUCGUAACGGUUUUUAACCGAGAUGUUUAAUAAAACGGCUAUAGCGCGAAAAUCCGAAUGUUGUAAAUCUAUACGCGGCGAACGCUUUUAUUUUUUUUUUUACGUAAGGAUUUUGAACGAAUAUGAUAUUUUUUCGACCAAAGUUCUUUUUCACCAAUCACAUUGAAAAAAUCGUAAUUGCACGUAGAAAAAACUGCGCACUCGCAGACAUAUUAACGACACACUGAACGAUUAAAGAUCGACUGGCGAUAAUUUCUCACACGCAAAUCGCAUCGCUCGUUUGAUAAAAGUUGACCACAACGGCCGCCACUAUACAGUAUAUUGCGCUCUUAAUGUGCAUUUACAAUUCGGAAAAUUGUGUGUACUGUUGUGACAAAGAGUUGCGUUGCAGUCGUAAUCGUUAUAAAUAAUGAAUUAUAAAUGUGCGCCGGGUAUAAAUUUUAUUCAAAUUUUUUUCGGUUGAGAUGAUGUCAUAAUAUAAUAUCUCCGCAUUAUGCGUGUUGCAGUAUUGUCCGCUUAACUAACGUACGGCAUUGCCAAAAUUACGUUACUCGGGUCUUAAACUGUAGCGUUUAAAUUGAAAUUGGAGUUUAAUCAUAAACAACACAAUUUUAAGAAUUUAAGUUAUUUAAAAAAAAAAUUAAAAAAUUUUAAACUCUUAUGUCAGACAUUUUUUUUUUUUUAAACUACAUACAAUACAUUUUGGAAAGUAUAAUAUUAUGUAUAAUUUGUUGUAUAAGAUAAGUUUAUUUUAUUUUUUAGAAAAUAAUUUACAAUAACACAAAGACAAAAAACAAUCAACAUUAAUAAAACUAUUGUUAUACUUAUAAAUAUAUAUAAUAUAUAUAUUAUAUACCUACUGGCGUUUUCGUCCGGCGAUGUCCUGGCCGAUUUUUUUGUUGUUUAUUCUAUCCGUAUCACCAAGGUAACCAACGAAUAAACAAAAAUAAAUAAAUAAACAAUUAUAGAUAUUCGUAUCAAAAAUAAGGGGUGAGUUUUCAAAACUCCUUUCUUACCGGAUGCCCAAGUCAUAAUUACUUUGUGUAUGCUAAAUUUCGGCCCGAACCUUCCAGUGGUUUGGGCUGUGCGGAGAUGAACCAGUCGGGACAUGUCAUUUUAAACCUUAUGUUUACCUAUGUAUUGAAACGAAUUAAAUUUUUUAAAUAAUAAUAAUUCGAAUCUACAGGGGUUUCGAAAAAAAAAGAAAACAAUAUCGAAUUUAUUAAAAUAAUAAUCACCGUUAUUAUUUUUUCAAUUAUAAAAUUAGUAUGCAAGACGCAAAUGACGGGUAAAUUAUAAAUUUUCGUCUUUAAAUCAUAAUGAAUUGAAAUUGAUAAUCGCUGUAAGUAGGUGUGUAGGUACAUCGCGCGUUAUGUACGCGUCACUGCAUUAUGUACGAGUACAUACUUACAUCACGAGCAAAAAAAAAAAUAUUUGUUUACACAUGUAAUAUUAGUUUAUCGUUAUUUUUAUUUGCGUUUAUUUAAUAUUUUCGUGCACAUAAAGUAUAUUAUCGAAACUAUUAUACAACUGCAAUCAUUUGCGAUAGGUGCAGGUUCAGGUACGUUUAAUGUGUAAAUUUAAAAUUAAAAAAAAAAAAAUAACUUAAACAGGUAACGAAAUACACUUAUAUCAAUUGAAAACAGUUUUGUAUUGAACGUUGUUAAAAAAAAAAAUUGUUAAAUAUCGUACUGCGUGUGAAACAUAAUACGAAUAAAAUACCAUACUUUUAUACCCAUACCUAAUAUAGACUUAUAUUUUCAUUUGAAAUGUAUAAGCAUAAAAAAAAAAAAAAAUUUAAUUUUGUCAAGAAAAAAAAACCAUUAAUGCGGUCUUUUACCGUACACUACGGUUCUAUUUAUUUCAUAUCCAUACAAAUAUUAUAAUUAUUGCGAAAGUAAUUCUGUUUGUCUGUUACUAUUUCACGCCUAAUCCUCUGAACCCAAUGGAAUUCAACAAGGUUUACAACAUGGUUUUCAACAAGGAGAUGAAUCGCAUCCUGAGGCUAUUUUUUUUAUCUAAAAAUAAAAAAAAAAACCUAAAGGAGGUAUAAAUGAAAUUCGUUUAGUUUAGUUAUUAUAUGUUAUCUAGAUAAAUAAUUUUUAUCUCAUCUUGACAGUUUUAUAGUUAUCUUUGUACAAAACUAUUGAUUACCAUAAUAAUAUCGUUUUCAUUUUUUUUAGAUUUUGAGAAUAAAUUUUUUUCCCGGAAGUAGGUACUUUAUUUGCAAUUCACAACCUCCUAGAUCUUUUUUUCUCAAAAAUCACUCUCUCGUUUAGUAAAAUUUCUCUAUUUUUUUUUUCACUUCAGUACUAUAAAAGGAUGGGGAAAUUGUUCGGUGGUACGUUAUUAUAAAAUAUUUUCUAGAUUCCUCACUUGAUAACAAAUUAUGAUAUAUUAGUUAUAUUUUUGUUGAUUUUUGGGUUAUCAUAGGUAUUAUAUAAAAGGGUACAAAACCUGACUAAUACUAUAAUACAAUCUUAUUUAACUGUUACUAUUUACUUAACUAACCGUACUCGUAUUUUUCAUUGCGAUGAUUUAUCGUUGCUUUUGGACGUUUCGUUAUAAUAUUAUGUAAAAUAAAUCGCCCGAUAUAUAUCCAAUACGUUACAAACUUUUUGCCUAUACAAUAAUAUAAUAGUAGCCUAUCCAUUGUGUUUCGCAUAAACAAAUGUUUGAUUUUGAUUAUUCGUAUGUAUGUUUUAGUCCGCACGAGCGCGUAACAAAUUACAUCCGAUUUGUUUUGAACUGUAUUUUUUAUUAUUUUUUUUUUUUUUUAUUGUAAACUGUCUAUUUACACGGCCAAUGAAUCAUGUUAUCAUAUUGUAAACAAAUAAUGUAUAUUAUGACGAACCCAACAAUAUCCGUACCCAAUUUGAAAUGUAGAACAUAGAGUUUAUUAGUGUAUUAUAUACCUAUAUACUUAAAUUUAUUGGCUUGCUGCCAGUAUCGGCCUGUCCGUGGCCGGGGCCUCCAGUCGUGUUUGUGUCUGGGGCACUCUACAGGCCGCACGAUUUAUAUAAAUAUCGUCAUUUAACUGUACCGAUUGUCUUUUGCACGUGCCAGGCCAUUUAGUGGCGGUGGCCAGACCCGCACCCCAUGCCGCAGUGUUCUAUAAUAAUAAAUAAAAUAAAUAGCCCAGUCUCUUGUUUCCGACAGAUCGCUGACGCCGAUUCAGAGAAAAUCACUUAUAUUGUACAAAUAUCCAAUAAUAUUGUGAAAGUAAACCAUUGAAUGGUAUAUUAUAAUUUUAUUUAUUUUUUUUUGCAAAUAUAAAGAGAAAAAAACCGAUAUAAUAUUGUCCGUAUGGAAAUCGACGGUAAAAAAAAAAAAAAAUAAUAAUAAUAAAAUAUUCGACUGGACGUCUCUAAAGACCACGUAUAGAUAGGUAUUGAGUGUUUAAUAAAAAAAAAAAAAAAAAAAAAAAAAAAAAAACACAAAACCGGUUGAAACGGUAUCUGUACAAAACAAUCGUCUGCGCGCGAAGACGACGAUAACGGCGAGACGUCCCGGCUAGGAAAUUGGCCAAUCGUUCAAGUGUAUCGAACGGGGUAUAAUAUAAUAACAAUAAUGAUAAUAUUAUAACAACCCAUUAAUAUAAUAUUAUUUUCAUUUACACCAUAAUAUUGCAAUGAAAUAAUACGAUACGCUUUAUGCUAUUUUACACGCGAGAAUAGAUACAAGUGUAUUGGAUUUCGCGUUUGCCGCAGUAUCAUAAAAAUAUUACAUCGACGAUCGGAUUAAAAUCACUAUUGUUAAUUCGAUAUAAUAUAGAGGGGGGAGGAGAGGGUGUAAUUUUAUUUGACACAAACGUGAUAGUUGCAUUUCUUGGGAGUCGCGGUCACACGACGAGAUGGUUAAACGUGAUGGCAGUGAUGACAACCGCGUUGUUUAUAUUACGAAUUCGCGAUUACGGAAAACGAACGAUGCCGAAUCCCUUGAUCAUCAAAUUUUUAAUCAAUUCAAAUUGUGCUUGCGCUAUGUUUAUUAGAAUUUAAUGGCUAAAUAGUUUUUUUUUUAACAACAACACUAAGAUAAUAAUGCUAUUAAUAUCGAGUGUGCUAUCACGGUGUUUACACGCCAUAACGCUGGUGACACAGGGUAAUAUACACUGAUACUCGAAUUUGUUUAAUAUAAAUCGGCGUCACUUUAAUCUUAUAUACGAAUACGAAAAAAAUACAAUUUCAUUGUCUACAUUUGAAUUAGUUUGUUUAUUUACAUAUAGUUGGUUUCGAUAUAUUUUUUUUUUACUCAAAUCACAAUGAUUUCGUUUUGCGUGAUUAUGAUUUUGUUUUAGUUUCGGAAGCUUACACUUUCGAAAAUAACCCAUUGUAUAUAAAUCGCCACAUUAACCUUAAUACCUACGUAAUACGCUACGUGUUGAUAUUAUAGCGAAAAGAAAUAAAAUCUAAAAAAAAUCACGUGGGCCACAUCGGAUUAUACCGAUAGACCGUUUGGUUGUAUUUUUUAUUUUUUUCAUCCUAAUGAUAAUCAAAUCCCAAAUUCACCAUUAAGGAAGCACGCAAACGAAAAAAAUACCUUCGUACCUAAACCUACUGCCAGUCCAAAACGACCGGCCUCGGUUAUUGUCACGACUAAUGCUAUUUUUUAUCGCGUCCGGUUUGUACUGUUAUAAUUGUACGCGAAAAUUACCGCAAUAUUUCAUCAAUUUGAUAAUAUUUUGUAAUACGUAUGCGCGCGUGAUUAUAGAUAUUAUUCGCGAUAUUGUAAACGAGGUAUGAAAAAAAAAUCCGAAUAGUUCUACGAAUUGUAAAUUAUUAAAAAAUGUCUUACACGUUUUCGAUUAUUCGAAGCGAAGAAUGCGUACGACGUAUACAUAGAUAUGAUGUGUGCGUGUUUUUUUCCAAAUAGGUAAUUUCCGAUAUUCCUUAUCAUAUAAGCGCCAACCGGCACACUCGGUAGAAAGACACGAGGGAGCAAAAAAACAUUAUAAUUGUCUAUGUACAAUUUUGCAGAAAUCAUUUGUAAAAUUCUGUAUAGUCUCCAUAUUGUGGUUUAAAAGUAGUCAAAAAGGUUGGGAACCUCAGGUUUACACGUAAGUAUAGUAGUGUAGUUGUAGUAUUUAUAUUUGGUUAUCUAAUUUAAUAUUUUUCUGCAAAAACGUAAAAAACGACGAAAGUGCAAAACGAUACUGACGAAUCGUCAUGUUCCCUUCUCCCUAAAUACCGGCAUUGUUCGUUAUCAUAGUUAAAAUGGGAAAAACCGAAGAAAAACCGUCGGGAAAUCGGAGAAAAUUUGUCGAUUUCAGUCGUUUAAUCGAUUUGGUUUUUUAUUUGUAAUCCAAGAGGAUAAAAUCGUAGAGACAUGCAAUUUUCACCAAAAUGUUACCUUACAUUUUUUUUCGGUUCACGUGGAUAAAAAAACUAUUUCCAAACGAUUUUCGGAAAUUGUAUGUUAUUAUAGAAUUUAAAUACAUAUAACACACGACUGUACAGUUGAACGCCCGCGCUUUUGCUUAAGGCUGUCGGAGCAGGCCAAUAUUUAGUACGAACACAUGCCUCGCAGGUAACUAAACUCUCACGCCUCGUAGAAUAGUUAGAUUUCGAUGUUUUUUAUUUAUUUGAAAAAGGAAGAAUUUUAUAGUUUACGUCGAACCCCGAUUUUUAACAUUAACAUUCCUAAAAGCAGUAUUUUCGUCCGUAAAAACGGCUGUACCCUUACCCUGUGCUAUUAAUUGGAUAUACCGAGCAAUACAUGUAAAUAAAAGUCUCGCCUUUGAGACGGCCGUUAAAACGUUAAAAAUAAUCGGCAGAUUUUAGAAAAAUCUGAGACAAUUCGGUUAACCGGCUCCGGGACAGCCGGUUUCGCCGACUUCGAAUACCGCGUGCAUUGUGCAUAGUAUCCUAUAUCCUAUACGCGAUCGUGAACUGUGGCGUAUAUUAACACAGCAGCUGCUGGCAAUUAUUACGGGCGGAAAAAAAAAAAAAAAGGAAUUGUAUUUCCAAAAACCGGCAGGAAAUGUAUAACUGGUACAACUAUCGUGGGAUGACCAAUUCGAGCGCCGCGAGACAACGCGGAGUCACGUAAUAUUUUUUUUUAUUAUUUUUUUUUUUGUUUGUUUCGCGGAGACAUUAUUAAUUCACCAAACAUCGACACCGGAUGCUUCGUUACACGCCGCGUGUCGAUCCGAGAGACUUCUAUUCGCAAUAACGUUGUACAGACAACUUCUUCUCGGACCGUAAGUAAAUAUCAUACACGUCACGGGCACUGCGGUUCUCUAUGAUUCUCGUUGGUACGUCGAAGAAGGAUUUUUUUUUUUUUAUUCACUGUCCGCAAGAAUAGUUCUAAUUUAUCACAAACGGGGAAGAUGCAAAAUGAUUAUUGUUAUUAUUAUUAUAAUUUUUUUUUAACGAAACUAUUCACGCUUUACACUACGCGCGUCUAUAUGUUAUUAUAAUAUUGUUGUUACAACGCGCGCGAUGAAAACUGCAUAUGGAAAUAUUAUUGGGUAUACGUUUAAUAUAUACACACGUACUAAUAACGAGCGAAGUGUCAUUUCGUCGUAUACAGCUGUAACAUUCGUGUAUAUAUAUAUAUACUUUUGCGGGACGGGAAAAGAUUUUGUAGUUCGUUAAUAUUACACACAUACAGGGUGUCCCACGAUGAUCUGACAUUUGAUUUUUGUUCUAUAUUCAAUAUUUUUAAUGUACUUUUUUUUUUUUUUUUUUUUAAUAAUUAGUACGCCUCUGCGCUAUACAGUUAAUAUAUUUAGACCGUACCCAUAAACGAAUGUUUCAACCGCCAACAAUUUUCUGAAAUGUCUAUUUUACAAAACGGCUAUUUUGAAUUUGUUUUUUUGAAAAAAUUAUAGUAAAAAUGAAAAUGCCUUUCAUUUUAUGCCCCGCCGCCUAAGCAAUUCGUUUUAAAUACAUUAACUGUAGCGCAGAGGCCGAUUACCGAAUAUUUAAAAAAAAAUAAAAAAAAAUAUAGAACAUAUAGUUAUUUCAAAUGUCUGCAGAUCAUCGCGGGACAUCCUGUGUAUAUGUAUACAGCCGCAUUAUUAUAUAUUGAGGUUAUAUUCACUAUUCGUAUGUAUAUAGGUACCUAUACUUAAAUCUGUAUCGUAUACGCGUUUAUAGAUAUUGUAUACAUAAUGCAUGCGCGAACGCGCGGUUAUUAUACUCUUGUCUAUUUGAACGCGACAUUUAAAUAAACAAUACAAAAAUAAAAUAUCGUACCCGAGUGUGAUUGAAACGCAGUUUUUUUUUCUAGUGUUUUCCACUAUACUUUGUAUAAUUUUUCUGAAGUUAUAAUUUGUUUUGUUUUGUUUUUUUUUUAAGUAAUAUAAUCGUAUUAAUUAGGUAUUCGAAUCGUCUAAUUGAACACUAUGCAGGCGCGCAACAAUUAGGGUGAUUUCGACUUUUGUCGAAGAUAUAUUUUUCGACGGUAUAUUAUAACAGUAUAUUAGUUUAAAGAAAACGAUUCUCCGUUAUUGUUCGGUUGGGUUGCGAAAAUCAGUUUAACCGAUGCAAUACAAAAAUAAUAUACUUGUAGUAUAUCAGACAAUUCGCUUCUAAAGAAAUUUCGGCGCACCGAUCAGAUAAAUCGGCGAAAUAAAAAUGUUUUGUUUUUUUGUUAUUGCUCCUGUAACGAUUUUAGAAAAAUAGAGUUGUACGAGUUUGUAUGUAAUUAUUACUCCGAGAUUUUCAAUUACCAUCUGGUGUGUUUGAAAUUAUUAUUUAUCAAAGUCUCUAUACACAUUAUUAUUAGUUAUUUAUAUUAGUAAUAAUACCCAUAGAACGAAAUCUAAUACAUAUUAUUAAAAAUUAUUUUCGUCGUACGGAUUUUUCGAUAUAUCUGUCUAAUAACAAAUUAAAUUAAAGGUGUUCAUUGAGCUCUAAAAUAAUGUAUGAAAAAAAAAUAUAGUAAUAAAACACGAUCAAAUUACUUAUUAUUAGUUGCUGUAUAAUAUAUUAUAAUAAAAGUGGGAAAAAAAGAAAAAUACUAAUACAUUAUUCGUAUACAUUCGGAACAGGAUGCAUGAAUAAAAAAAAAUGUGGGAGUUCGUUACGAUUGUCGUAGGACGCCGAAAUAGAUCACUAUAGUAUUAAAUGUGUGUACGUUUGUGUGUGUGUGUGUGUGUGUGUGUGUGAGAAUGUGAUCUCGAUAAAUGAGACCAUUACAGACUUACAGUAUAACAUAAACAACAAACGUAAUAUUACAUUAUACAAAAAUAGUAAAAUGAUAAACGUCGGGUCGUACAAGUGUAUAGAGCGUACCGAUUGCAAAUCUCGAGUAAAUCGAAUUAUUGUCCUGACCCAACUGUAUAAUAUUAUACGGUUUGUCAUAAAAUAUUGUCUACACUUUGCAUACUGUCUAACAUUAUCGAACGUUUGUUUCGCUAUAGGAACCUAUUAUAGAUUCGUACCAAAACGGUUCGAACAUUUUUGCGAAUUCGGUGAGUUUUAUUAUGUACGUAUAAUGAAAUCGUCGGAAUCGAGGGGCGGGGUAUAUUUUAAUAAUACUUUGAUUUUUACGAUAUCUAAGACAUUAAAAAAAAAAAGACGAUUGAGGGGGGAACCCCCAUAAAUCCGCGCCGCGUAUAUACCCUGUAUUUUAAUAUGGAAACAACGAAUUUUAGAAAGUGAAAACUGACGAUAAAUACGAGUAUAUAUAUAUAUAUAUACAAUAAUAAUUUAAAUCUAUUAUGCAAAACGUGUAGGUCUAAUGCGUGUAUAAAUAAUAUAAUAUUAUAAUAGUCUCGUAUACGAUUUUGCCGUUAUUUUUUAAACCGUCGUGUAUAUAUAUAAAAAAAAAAAAAGAUACAAAUAAUAAUAAUACUCGCAGGUAUGUAGAGUGUAGCCGUAGCCGUAGAGCACGAACAUAUGGUCGAUUGUGUUGUUCUUUCGUUAAUCUUUCAGACACAAAAUAUUAUUAUAUUCUGAAAAAAACGUUCGUUAUUAAAACGUUUUCAGGGGGGGGGGUUCAAAUUACACGUUGCACUUGUGGGCUUAAAGCUUUCCAAUACCCGAGCGUAUCCUUAAGCGGAAAUUCUAUAUAAUUAAAACUAGGUCCAGGUUUUUUUGUUUUUUUUUUUUUUGUUUUUUUAUUGUUCGCGUUUUAAUAUAAUAUUAUGUAAAAGAUGGCACGGUAUGUUAUACAGUGUAUACAUCAUGUACAAUACGGGGAAUAAUAUACCGUAUAAUGCAGUACACCACCUAUAUUAUAGUACCUAUAAACCGCGCGGAGCAGCGCCCAAGAUCAUUGGCACAUCGAACGCGUGUUCGUUGAAUAUAUUAAAACCGAGAGAUAUUCCUCGGCCCGUAUAUGCCCCGUUAAAUUUGUAAUUUAAAACGUUUUUUUUUUUUCCUAUGUUUUUUUUUUUUUUUUAUCUCACCGCGUAAGCGUUCGGGUGUACGCGCGCUGUAAUUUACUAUCCGCACGACGAUCGAAACGAGUAAAAUAUUAUUCGUACAGUUAUUAUUAUAACGUUCGAGUUACAGCGGCCGACAAUAAACGACGUUUGUUCCGCGAACGUUAUUAGACAUUUAUAUUGUUAUUACACUCGCGCGUCUUGUCCUCGACACUAUCGCGUUAUAACGCUGAUGAUAAAUCGCAUAAAUUUUCGAUUAAUUUACAUAAAAUUACGACGGUACUAAAUGUUAUAAUGUAUUAUGCAGUUUAUGAAAAAAAUAAAAAAAAAUAUAUAUAUAUAUGUAUAAUAAUAUUAAAUUAAUGGGGGUACCUACUGCAGCUAAAGAAAAACUAAUUACUCGGAGUAAACGAUAAAAUAAUUAAGUUUUUUUAUUUUCUUCGCGAUCGAGUGAAAAAAGAUUUAACAUAAAACCAAGCACCCGUCUCUAUAAUGUACGCGUGUAACGUACGAAAAUUUCGCCAAGACACUGUAUAAUGUAAACGAUUUCCCAGUUGACGGAAUGCGGGUUCGGGUACUCGUUUUCAAAACGAAAUACUACUAUGUUUGUUUUACGAUUACGAUAUUAUGUUACACGGUCAGUGUACGUAUAUAUAUACACAUAUACGUAUUAUUAUAACGCUGUCCGCUAUAGUUUUUUUUUAAGUCAAAUAAUAAUAAUUAUUGUUAUUAUAUAAUAGUAUCUGCAAGGUGAUAUAGGGUGAUUCGCUUAUCACGCGAGUCGACGGUCGUCGUAUGCGCACAAUGGACAAUGGCCGUGCAUUUGGUUUUUUUUUCGACCGUUAUUACGUACGACCUACCGAGGUUCUGUUACUUUGAUACGGUUCUUUCGUGUGUGUAAACAAUUUUUCUGUCGGAAAUCCGUCUCCAGUCCAAAACUUUACAGGGAAUUUGUCAUGUUACUGAUGCGUUUCGAAGGUCGUUUUUCGAUUUCCCUCGUUAUUUUCUUAACAAACGGGAAAAACUGGAAAUUCGCUGUACGCAGAAAUUCUUGUCGAGUUCUGUGAUUGUCUCGGCGGCAACAAGACAAAAAUACGACUAAUAUGUUCCGUUCAGAAUCGUUGUCCGUUAUCAACGGUUCGUUUUUGCGUAUACGCAGACAUAAACCAUUAGAAUAUAUACGUCCUUCUUUCCUGCAACUUCCUUCUCAAAACAGUGGCACAUCCAUCCAAAAUCCAAUUUACUCGUCUCUUCGUACAGGCGACCGCUGGUCCGUGAUAAAAUAAUCACUCUGUAUAUUGGCUGUAUGUGUAUGAUAAGUACCAACAGCCAUUCAGAAAGUAAUCGGACACGGUUUAGUUUGAUUCGUAGGUGCAUUAUAAUAAUUUUACAGACAUACAUUCAUUAUAAUGUUUGACUUACAAUGCCCGAACGGUUCGAAGCAUAGCUAAUGUGUGAGGCAUCAUUCAUAAUAUUAUUAUGUAUUACCUAUUAUAUUUCGUAUUAAUUACACUUUCUUUUUAAUUGACUUGUGUAAUAUAAUUAUUCAUACAAUGGACAGUGCGCGUUUUAAUCAACGGUUCAGAACGUAAUUUCGUAUUUAUUUAUUUUUAAUAACUUCGAUAGUAUAAAUCAACAUAGAGACUUUCAAUUAGAAUUUCAAAUUGUUGACGUACCGAAAAUAAAAAUGAGCACGUGUGGGAAUGUAUUUACAUAUUUCUAUGACAAUAACAGCGUAAUUAUUACAGUCGAUAUACUCGUAUGUUAAUAUUUUUAUUUUUUUUUUAAACUUUCAAACUUAACUUAUAUGGUAAAUUGUGUUUGCCGUUAGCCCAAAUAUAUAUUAACACGACGGUCGAUUUUAGUUUCCGGUGUAUAAAAUCGAUUUUAUUUUGGUUUUUAUAAUCGAUUUUACAAACGUUCAGUUACUUUUGAUGACAGUUUUACUCUCCGAAUUUUGUUUUUUUUUUCGUGCGUUUAUUUAAUUUAGUUUAAUUUACAACAGUUUUGAAUAUUUUCAUUCUCACUCGUCCGCCUUUGUCGGUGUGUACAUAUGCAUAAAUGUAUCAAAUUGUUUUAAUCGCAUUAUUUGCAGUGUCGGCUCACCGGACGAGAUAAGUGAGAUGCUGCUUCAACUACGAUUUUCUCGUUACAAUGCGUAUAAAUAUACGCAGGUUAUUAUAAAUGCGAUCUUUGAAAAUUUCGUUCAAUAUUCAGUGUUGAUCGUGUAAAACUACUAAAUAAUUUUAAGCUUCAUUUCCGAAUUCGCAGAACGAACUUUAGACAAAUAAGACAAUAUUAAUCGCCAGGCACGUAACCAGGGUAGGGAUCCAUGGGACCUGGAGCCAUCCCUCCGAAAUUUAAGUUUUUCAACAAAAAAUCAGAUUAACGGUACAAUUAUUAUUAGUGUAUAGUUGGUGGUCAAUUUUGUGUUUGGAUCCCGCUCUGAAAAAUACAAAAAUCCUGGCUACGUGCCUGUUAACCGCCCAGUUUUCUAUAAUAUUGUUUCUGAUCGUAUACGUAUUAUUUGUUUUCCCGCGUAUAUUGUUAACACCUCUCUUCCGAUAUCUACGGUUUUUUUAAAAUAUUUGUCCCGUCGCCGCAGUUCACAAUAAGCUCGCGAGUCGUCUGCACUGCCGUGCGCGCAUAUACCCAAACACAACAAUACUUUUUUUAUACUCGCGCUAACAUACAUAUUAUUACGGUCACCGGUCAUCGCCGGAAAUCCAUAAUGCGGUCGGUCGGUCGACCGGAGCCGUAAAUCAAAAAAACCCAAGACAAGUAGAACAAAUUAACGACGGGUUUGCGCGAGUUUACGCGUGUCGGUCUGGUCCAUGUUUGGUAAAACUCUCCUCCGCCGCCGGCUGCGACCGCCACGCCACGAGGCGGCGGCGGUGGAGAAGUUUUCUUUAACGGUACUGUUCCGUAGUCGGCACGGCGGCUAUACCGACGACGUCGCACGGUGCUCAGAUGUUCACGUGACGGCGUGCGAAUUGCGCGGUUAGUAUCGAUUCAAAUAAUAACAAUUGCCGCGAUAACGAUACGUCAUAACUACAGCCGUGUCAAGUGAAAUCAGCAUCCGGUGCCAGAAAACCGUAUCGAUGAGCAAAAUGAAAAUGGCUCAAUCGGCCGUCCGUUGGGCGUUCACUCCUCAUGCGUUUAUUAAAAAACGAUUCAGUUACAGAACAUUGAAAAUUUUCAAUGGCGUCCGUGUAGUCAUAGCGCCCAGUGCGCGGGGACCUUUCACACAGUGUCAGUUGAAAAGGGGGCGAUAGGUGGAUAGCUCUCCCCCGGGUCCGUUUUUCAUUUAUAAUAAAUAAUUGAAUGAGUAUAUUAAUAAUGGUAAUGAUUGUAAAUUAAAUUUUGAAAUAUUGGGGAAAGGUUAUGGGCUCUCCAAACAUUAUUGCCCUAUGAUUUUUUUGUUUUUAAUUUUUUCCCUUCCCCCCCCCCCCUAAAAGUCAGUUAUAACCACCAUUGUUCUCGUGCUCCCUAGGCUCGAUCCUGCGUUAUAAUAUUAUCGUAAUUAUAUUCAUACACGAUAUUUUGAGUAAAUUUCAAAAACGAAACUCCUAACGGUUUUCCCGUGUUUUUUGAUCAUUUUUUUUACUUACCGAGUAUAUCGAAUAGAAGCAUAAUCAGUUUCAUAAAAACGUGUUUUUUAUUUUUUUCUCUCGGAGCAAACUUUUACGGUUUGUGUUAAGUGUCUAAGGGUGUUUUUGUAUAGUUUUUAGGAUAUUAGAACCCGAGUCCUAUUAUACACAUAGUACAAACGAAUGAAGCGUUUCUCUUAUGAAAUAUAAUAACUUUAAUUAGGUAAAAUCCGAUUACUAUUCUGCUUGCUCAUAUGAGUAUAAUAUUAUAAUAUACACAGUUAUAACUUAUAGUAAUAAAAUAUUUUAUAAUAUAUUAUGCCGACUACGUAUAUAAUAUCGUUAAACACGCGACAAUAAAGCGAAAAAAAAAUAGUAAGUGCGUCAAAGACGAAAAUACGACGCGACGCCGACGGGAGAGAGACAGAGCGAGAGAGAGAGAGAAGGAGAAAAAAAAAUGAGAAUUUUGUCACGUGUAUACCCACCCACACUAUAAUCGCGUGUUGGUCCGUCGUGCACGCGGAAAGCCGAUCCCUUUUUUCAAGGCGUCGGGUUUUCACGAUAUUUUCGCUAAUGGAAUCGACACGGUAAUGCCGGCGAGGGGUCAGCAUUCGCACGGAAAUAUUAUACACGAAUAAUACGUCUCGUUUGUUUUCGUGUACAUAGGUACCUACCAAGUGUAUCGCUCGUGUUAUUCGGUAUUUGUAAGCGCAACACGUGGCCUAUUACGAGGCCAUCGUCCUCGAACGAAAAACAUCCUCGCCCUGUUCUUGUUGUUUUGCAUUUAUACUAUUAUCGCGACAAUAAUUCUGGUUUGCAUAAAUCGUUUAAAUACCUAUCGCUCUGCGGUCUCUAGGAACGGUAUAGUCGAAUAAAAAAAAGGCUCCUUGGAGUGAGUGUUUUGGGACUAACUGGGGGGGAGGGGUAGAUUUAAGGUUGUAUACUUUCAUACUCUUAUAACAAAGAAGUUUACCUACUUUAAACUGUAGGAUUAUUUAUUUUUCAUUAAAAAUGUAAAUAUUUUAUAAAAUUCAUUUUCAGCCUUUUUGGUACCUAUUACUAAAUUUUAGAUUUAAUAUUUUUUUAGCGAAUACCACCUAAAUGAUAACGUAAUUCAUAUUAUUGUGAUAAUAAUGCGAAUCAUUCUUAAUCUUCCUCGUUGACAUUAAUCACUAUUAAGACUUUAUUAAAGAUCUACUUUAAUCAUAACUUUCAUGAAAUUUCGUGGAGGUUAAACUCCUAUCCCCCUUCUCCCCUUUGAACAUGCGUCUGCGAGCGGUUAGUGUUUAAAUUCUGAGCAGGACGAGAAAACGGUUAGUGUUGCCUGUACCUAAUAAGAUUCGCCUUUUCCAAAAACACGCUUUUUCGGUUAUAGUAAAAACGUUCCUAUAAAAAUUUCACGUCACGCGUAAGCGUAAAGACACGCGGGUAUUCCAUCAGGUUUUGCGAAAAACUGAUUACAAAAAUGACGAUUCGGAGGAACAUGUCUAUAUGUGUACAUAGUGUGCAGAGAUCUGAUUUUUUUUUUGGGGGUGGGGGGUCCCAUAACACUUUGAAGCCUCGUUUUAAAAUGUAAAUUUCUAGUUGGCGUGAUGGUCUACAGUGUCAAAAGUUGUAUACUCAUAUAAUAUUAUUACAAACGUCUUGUUUACACGUGUGCCAAUAUAGCGUUUCGUUAUUUGUAUACGUGAAACACGUGAUGACGGAUCGUCGCCUCAUCGAGGCCAUCGUUCAAGUCCCGCAAAGACGCUCUGUCACACUGUGUAAUAUAUUUUAUAGGUAAACAAUAUUACAAUAUAAUCUAUUUACACAAAUCGUUUAAAUAUUAAUAUUCGCUGAAAAUAGUUUCUAUUAUAAUAUUAUAAUAAACUCGGCAUGGGUGUUACGGAGUAGUCAGCGCGAAGUGAAAUUUUAUUAUAAUAAUAAAUACUUGCGUAAUAUUAUGAUAAGUAAAUAUAACGUAGGCACAGCAAGGUGUUUCUUUCAUGUUUGUUUUUUGUUUUGUUAUUGUAAUGAAAAAUAUGUUAAAGCUAACAUAAAGCUACGACAUAUCACGUAACAAAAUAUAUCGCUAACAUACAAUUGGCAUUGAAGCAUAUAUUUUAGCGAUGAGUAAAAAAAAAAAACAGAACUGAUACUGGGUGCGUCACUGUUGUAGGUGGCUAAUUGGAAAAGUAAGAUAAAUAAAGAAAUUAUUCGAUGUAUAUCUGUAUUGUGUAAAAAAAAUUAUUAUAUAUCGCAAUAUUUACGAUUUUAAUGAAAAUUUGAUUUUUAAACUAUAACUAUAUGGUGAGCCGAUAUGAAUUUUUUCCGUUAUCCGAUAUGGUGAUAUUUGCAGGAACCGGUCUGCAUAACUAAUUUAAAAUUUUGAAAUUAUUGAAUCGGCCGUCUAAGAUCCGUGUAAUAGCUGUUUAGGAUAUAUUAUAUUCGUGAUUGCGAUGCUGCACUGCUGCAAUUAUCGGACGCACAAUUAUUGACUUUAUAUACUUGCAUUCAAUUUCGCGCGUAAUUGUUAUUAUAAUGCCCGCUUGUACGUCCGAAAUGACGGCGUACCUAAAAGAGAUAUUUUGUCGACCCUAAAAAAAAAAAAAACCAAGUGAAACCAAGUUUCGUCUAAACGCGUAUUAGGCGAUGUACCGACCAUGUGCCACGAGGAUCGUGCAACGAGUUGAUUUCACUAAACGGUCGUUGGACCAAACGAUACACGUCUAAUGUAAAAAAUGACGCGUUGUCAUCCGUAAAAAGUUAAUAAUUGUAAUCACCGCGGCACUGCACACACCGUUUCGAGCGAGCGUGAAACACAUUUUUUCAUUUCGAAAAUUACGUAUGUAAAAAGAUAUUCUACCUAAUUCAAACGAUAAUAAUUUAUAACUUCCCACCUCCCCCAUAUCCCCGCAGUAUGUAUAUAUAGGUACUUAUAUACUAUUAGAUUACUUUUUAUGUUUCUGUAUACCGAAAAAAGAUUUUGUAUCCAUUAUUAUAUGUGUAUUAGUGUAUUUACAUAUAAUAUCGCUUUGUCAAAUUUUACGAUUAAAAAAAAAAAAAAAGUCUUUAGAUCUGUUUCCAAAUUUUCUAUGAUUUAUUACUGUACUCGUAUUUUUUAUCAUAAAUAAUAUAUAUAUUAUACGUAAUAAAAUAGUAUCGAUAAAUUAUAACUGAAGUUUGAACGUUGUAUAAUAUUACUGGGAAACUAUAAAAAAAAAAGCACUAAAAAUUAAUUUAUUUUUUAUUUUUUGCUCUCUCUGUAGUUAUACGCUGUAUUUGAUUUUUACAAGAUUUGUAUUUUAUUCAUUGACGGCUUAAACAUAAUGUUAUAAUAACAAUAUAGUUUUUUUAAUUACCAUUUCUCGUUAUAAAAAAACGCUUUUCAAGACAUUUGCAGUGACUUUGUGCUCGUUUAUAAUGUUUUAUUGUUUUUUUUCCACUUCUGUGUCACACGCUAAAUAGAAAAAAAUUAAGCGAAUGUCUAUAACGUGGGAAAUAUACAAUUGCAAUUACAUAACAAAAUUUAAAAUCUCUACGAAUAUUUUUAAUUAAAUGACAUUAAAAAAGCAAACUUUAAAAUAGUUAAAGAAUUAUUGUUUUCGUAAAUGGUCUCGUUUUCUACGUAUUUUUCGGUUUUGCUCAAUUAUUGAAAAAACUACAGAGAAAAUAAAAAAACGACUUACUUACUCACCAACAAGAUUAAAAAUGCAACAAAAACUUUACUAUUAGAGAAAUAAUGGCAAAAACAUAACCAGUAAACAUUUAAAAUAAUGAAAUCGUUGCGUAGUUUGAAAACAAUUUUAGUUUCUGUAUUUUUUGGUUUUUCUUAAUUGUUAUGAAAAAUGUAUUAGAUAAAAAAAAAGUUUUUGCUUUAUAAAUGGGUAUAUUUUAUUAAAAGAAACAAACCGAUUUCUUGUCAUUUUUCAGUUGGAGCAAGAUUUCUGAUAAAAAACAUCGUAUAUACAAAUUAUUUAAAAUAAUGCAAUUUGUACCACCGCGUUGCGCGGUAAAUAUUUACCGUCUUACAUUAUCUUUCGGGUUUUUCCCAAUUAUUUUGAAAACCCCUUAGAAAACCAAAAAAUUAUCUCCACAACGCACCAAAUAGAGAAACUUGUACUUCGGUGUAAAAUUUCUGGCGGAAAAGUUGUUCACAGACAGAAAAAAAAAUAUCACAUUAUUGUAAAAUCAAUAGAUUCCCUCGCUACGCUUCCAAUCAAAAAAAAAAAAAAAAUUUAAAUUUAAACCCGUAACGUGAUAUAAAUUUUCAAAACACUGGUAGAUUUAAUGUAGAAAAAAAAAAAUAAACAUAUGUGUUAAGUCCCGAACCUUGUUUAUAACACGUAAAUCGUAUAAAGUAUACAGUUUUCCUGUUUAAUGUGAAUUAAUAUCUUCUAAAAUCCUCGCUCAUGCUAUCAAUAUUAUAUUAUAAUUCUUUUACUCUCUCUACGGCUCAUAUCAUUUAGCAUUACUUUAGCGUUUUUCGUUGAAUUUGCACUUAUUUUAGUAAUCGACGAUUACACAGCACAAAUUAUCGUUAUCGCAUCCCAGAUUUCGAGCAUUCGACGGCGUUAGUUGCACAUUAAAAUUGAUGUUGCGGAUAUCGAAUCAAAAUAUACUUAUAUGACAAAUCGACGAAAAGAAAAAUAAAGUUGUUUACAGACAGAAAAAAAAAACACGCACAUAUCGUAGUAAAACCAAUAGAUCCGUCGCUAUGUACGAUCUGAAUCUAAAAUAUGAACAUUUUAAACUUCUACAGGCAGAAUGGAAAAACAAUUUUUUUUCCGCUUUGUGUUGUCGAUAGGCGUUUUUUAAAAUCGUUUAAAAUCGUUAAUGAUACGGUUAUAGUAGUACGUUAUUACAGGUAGUUAAUGUUGUGCCAGCUGCAUUUAUUUAACGAGUUAAUAUACGAAUUUAUUGCGUAUUUAUUUACGAUUAUUAAUACUAAAAUUUAGUGCUAACACUGAAUAAUAUAUAAUAUGAAUUAUUCAACUUGGACUCUUGGCGUGUAUAUUUAUUUAUUGUAAUAAUUGUGAUAAAAUUGAAUAUUGUAAAUUCUAUAAUUAUACAUCUUCUGAAAAAAAAAAAAAAUAAUAUGAUUAUUAUUUAUUAUAUUGUAGAAUUAUGGAAAAUCCCGGUUUAACACCUGGGUACCAAAUCAUUUUUUUUUAAUAAUUACCAUACUUCGCUCAACCAUAAAAAUAAAGAGAUAUUUUAAAUAAUUUCCAUACUAUAUAUUGUGUGUGUAGUAUGUUAAGACAAACAGCUGUAUUUUUAAUCCCGUACAACUCGUACAAGUAAUAAACGUAAAAUAAAUAGUUUAUUAUCAAUAAUCUAGAUUAAUAGGUACCUAACAAAAAAACAAAAAAAAAAAAAAAACGAGUUACCCAUAUUAAUGAAUAUUAAAUAACCAUAAUCGUUUAUGUUAAUAAUAAUCGAACACGCGUAUAUUUUUUUUAAUAAUAAUAAUUAAACUUAUCUACGUAAUUUUACACAGUGUUCCAGUAGGUAUUACCUGUAUUUAAUGAUAUUUAAUAUUGACAAUUAAAAAACGGAUAAUUGUUAUAAAUUAUUGAUUGAUUUCUCAUUUUUUAUAAUAUUUUUAUCUAUAAAUUGCUGAUUUUAUGUUUAAUAUUUUAUAAAUAUAAAUUACCGGUGAUUUAUUUUUAAUAAAGGAUACUUCCUUUUCAGUGAAAACCAAAUUAAAUACUAAUAACCGUAUUUUAUUUUCAUUUGUGCCACCUUUAGAAUCAAAAAAAAAAAAAAAAAAAUUUCUUUCUAAAAAUACCAAAAGCUCCGUGUCGGCAACCCUUUAAGGGUUGAAUAUCGGGAUAAAAAGUAGACCACCACGAAGUUUCUUUGGCUUUAAAAGUCAAAUAUGUAAAGUUUAAUCAAUAAUAAAAUAAAAUUGUAAAUUUUUACGACGGAUAAUAGACAAACAGAGAUAUAGACAUAAUUUUAAUUUCGUGUAUAAAAUAAAACAAGUGCUGCGUACAAAUCGUUUUCAAUUUAUCGAUAAUUUAUUUCCUUGCGGAAUGCAUUAAAUAUACUUAAAAGUCAUUCUUUUAUCACGAACCAGCAAUUUUCUCAGAAGAUUUUAAGUGAACUUGAUUUCUGUUUUUUAUUUUAAUCAUUAUGGAGUCGUUUAAGUUUUAUUUUAAUAAUAUUUUUUAUGUUUUACUUCUAAUUCUUGUAUGUGGAAUGAAUAUCCAUUUCCUUUCAAUAUUAUUCCUUAUUUUCAAUCACUGAUUCAUAGACACGGAUAUUUUGAUAUGCAUAACAUUAAUGAUAUCAGAUUUACCGUUCACUCGUUUUAACAAUUAAAAGUUUAGACCUAAGGAAUAGGAAACUGGGAUAAAUUGCAUGUAUAUAUUUUAAAAUGAUAAACUGUUAACAUUUCUGUGGCAUACAUUUUAAACUGUUAUUAUAAUCCUCCGAGAAAAUUACUGGUUCAUGAUGAAAGAAUUACUCUGUAUAACAUAUUUUUGAACUUUUAUUUUUGCAAAAAUGUUUCAAUAAUAUACGUGAAAUGAAAUUGAAAAUAUCGUUUUCUGUUUCAGUGCCGUGAUGUUUUGGAACUCAAAGUACUGGAACUAUGUCCGGAACUCACGUUACUUGGCGAAACGUUUGAAGAGGCUUCGGGUUUGCAGGCUGAACACGAGAGAGUUUUGGGAAAAAUACAGGUUUGUAUAAUAUUUUUUAAAAAUCAAUUAUUUACCGCAGUGAUAUUUCAAUGUAUUGGUAUACAACGUUUAAUAUUUUUAGAACGAUAUUGUCUAUAGCUAGGCAUUAGACGUUAUGAAAAAAAGCAGAUUUGAAAAAGAAAAAAAAAAUCUAUUAUAUUUACAGAGAUUUCGACGUACGUUUAAUUUUAGAACGAUAUUAAAUGUGUGGAUUAGACGCAUGUGCGUGUUGCAAUGUAUAAUAUAUUAGUACAAGUGAACGGUGCCAAUAAUUUUAUUUCGAAACCAUCAGAUGGGCUUUUCACAGUUCUUUGAUCGUUUUUUUUUUUUUUUUUGUUUCUUCGAGCUUUGCGUUUUAUACAUUUCUAAUAAUAUUGUCAAACCCGUAUUUAUAUAACAUGAAUGUCUAAAUAUUUUGCGAUCAUCCCUUGGUGCGAACAAAUAAAAACCGUCAUAGUUCUGUUUUUUGAACGCAACAGCAUUAUAUGCGUAUUACCGUUUCUCUUGGAUAACUGCAAAUUGUAUUUCCCGAAAUUUUAAUUUUGAUCGAAUGCCGUUUUUUUUCGAAUGGUUUACUUCCCAAAUAGUACUUCAAUGUUUCAGAAAUUAAGCCAAAUUACACAGGUUAUUAUUACACAUUAGUAUAAAUACUAUGAGGUCCCAUUCAUUAAAGACUCCACGUAAUCCACGGUCUCAUAAACUCACGCGUCUUUGAAAAUCCAACUUUCCUUCUGAUUGAAUAUUAUUCGGGAACUAUUUCGGUUGAGAAAUAUCGGGAAAAAUGACGCCUUGUAAAAGGGCUGUUCGGAAAAUUUGAUUUUGAGGAAAAUAAACAAAAUAAUGUUUUUUUUGAUUUUCUAUAUAGUUUUCUUAAUGAUUUUUAAAAACCACGAAAAAACGUAAGAAAGACGGGAAAUUUCACGACAUCACUGGUUUUAUUUUUUUCGAUUUUGUUUUUUUGUUUCCUUAACAUCAUCAACAUACAACUUAGUACUGUUAACUCUUAGAACUGAUCGCUAUUAACGUCUAUUUGAAUACAUUAUAAAUAUGAAGAGAACAUUGAGAUUAAGAUGUAAUUAAUAAUUAAUAAUAUCAAAUAUAUAUAUAUAUAUAUAUUAUAUAAUACAUAUCUAUAUAAUUAUAAUAUUGAUGUGUAAAUAAAUCGAUUAAUAUUAUAAUAUAAACUGGGUCAUGGAUUACGUGAGUUGAUAGUUUGAAUGUGUAAAAUAAUAACUAUAAUUAUAUAGUUUCUGCAAAUAUUAUGAAUAUUACGAGUUCGUUCGGAUUUAUUAAGAAAAUUAAAAAAAAUGUUGUCUGCGCGAUUGGGUCCGUGUCAACAAUAAACGUACCCUUAUUAGAUUCGGUUAAAAUCACGUGCUUUUGAUGACGCCACGGCGGUUCACAAUAGUUUUAUUAUUACUGUCACAUCAUCGUUUUAAGUGGCGCACGAAUAUUAAAUUAUAUCGUCAGACUUCAUUAAAAUAAUAAAGUAAUAAUAUAUUAUAUUAAUAUCAUAAUAGUACGAGAAUAUUUAUAUAUAUAAGUGCGUUCAUACCAUUUAUGGCGGUAACCGGCUUUGGUAUUAGCCUUGACUUGAUAAUACGUAUAUUUAUAUAAUAUGCAUCUUAUUAGUAUAUUACAGACUCUGUGUACUUAUUACAUUCCGUUUACAUAUACAAUAAUAAUAUGAACACUGUUAUGAUGCUAAUAUGUAACACGCUGAAAAAUAAACGUGUUUUUAUUUUUCUAAUAUUACUAUCAUCAUUAUAGGAAAAACAGAAUCCCGUCAAUGAGCUACUGAAAAAAGCCGAUCAUCUGAUAGCCACCCAAAACACGCAGCCCGAGGUGUACGCCGCCAUGGCCGAUUCGUUGGGAUUAGCCUGGAAAGAUGUGAACGACAUUCUUCAAAAGAGGAGUUACUUGUUACACUUGAAUGUCGAAUACCACCGGUAAGGCGUCAUUGCUGCGGUGUUUAUACAAAAUAUAAUGGUUAAUAAUGUAGGUCGAAUUUUGUAUCAAACAUUUUGUUUUGUUUUUAAGGCAAGCCGAAGUGUUCAUGGAACGAAUCGACGCGUUGGAAACGCUCUGUCACAGUUACCUGCCGACCGACGUCGAAUCGAUCAAAAGUCAUUUGGAACGCAUUCAAGAAGUUCGAAAGUCUAUACUAGAAGCUCUGAUGGUCGCUUUGGGAAACGGUACGCAACUGUUGGAUGUAUUGAAAGAUUUGCAAACCAAAGGAACCUUAGAUUCGAGACCUGGGUAUAAUCAUCAUUCAGCUUCAUUAGGUGAGAUAUUAUAAUUCCAUGGUAAUAAUUAAUACUUGUGUACUAGUCAAUUUCAGAGUAAUUUAUUGGGUGUUCAUAAAUUCAAUCCUACAACCAAUCAAAUUGUUUUCCUUGGAUUAUUAACUGUGCACAGAAAAUAUAAUAAAUACUAAAUAUUUUUUUGGUUCAAUAACACAUUUGAAUGGUUAUAUUAUUAUGUUAUAGCUGUGUCUCAAGUUGAACAUUGGUUGGAAAAACUCCAUGAUAAACGUCAUUCAUUAGACAUUGACUGCCACGAACGUAAAACAAUGUUGGAAAAACGACUGACAAUCUCUUUAUUAGUUAUCGAUUUAAAUUUAUUGGAAAAUAUAUUGUUCGAAAGACAAAGUUCUUUAGAAAAAAUUAAAAAUUAUCUAGGAGAUUCCAAAUACGAAUGUUCCAAGAUUACAGAAGUCAACGUCAAUCUGAUAACCGAAGCUAAAGAUAUCAGAGACCAAGCGUUGAGGGUAGUAAAAGCUACCGAAAAACUGGUGUUAACGAAGGGUUACAUGGAAGAAGAUUAUAAAUUCAAAGCGUAUAAAUUAUUAGAACUCGCAACGGAAUACUUGGAAGAUCUUAACAGUAGAGAACAUUAUUUAGAUGCUGCUAUAAAAUUCUUCGAUUCUGCCGAAAAAGUAAUCAAAUUUGACACAUUAGUGAAUAUAUUUUUUAAAUAAUUGUUUUUAAUUAAUUUUCGGUAGGUACUCCGAGCGUGGGAAACUAUACUUCAGCAUUCUUCCGACGAAAACUUGGCGUCCAAAAAUACGUACGUAACGGAGACGGUAAAACGAACGGGCGCUUCGGUAAUUCAAGAAGGAAAUUUAAUAUUGAAAGAGGUCCCAAAUGCAGAAGUGAGUUAAUUUAUUCAUUAUAUUUGAAUAACAUCAAAAUAAUAUCAUUCAUUUGGUUUUCAGGGCGUUAAACGGAUGGUAGAAGAGUUGGAAAGGAAAAAACAAUUAAUACUGUCGAUUGUCAUGAAAGACCAAGAUAGAUAUUUAGAAUCUUCCGAAGCGGUCAACACGUUUUUGGAAAACUAUAAUAAUGUAAUAAUAUAUUAUUUUAACAAAUUAACUUCCAAUAAUUAAAUAUAAUGGACAGAGAUGUUUAUUUUAAAAUAUUGUGGUUUUCAAUAGAGAUGCAUUUGUACAAGCAAAUACAUUAUAUGAAUAAUCAUUAUUUGAUUUAAGUCUUUCUGGUUGUUCAUUUAAAAGCAAAUGGUGGAGAUAGUUUUUAGUUUAGGAACUUUUCUUAGUUAUUAAAGGUAUAUUACUUUUAGAAUAAUAAUUACAUGAUUAUAGCGUGACAAAAAUCCAUUGGUUAAAUUUAAAGUAUAUAAACUGAUUUAACAUAAUGUAUCUUUAAAAACAUAAUUGAAUAAUUUUGAUACUUCAUCAUAUUAUAGUUAUUUCAGUUUAUUAAUAAUUAUGUUAUUAUACUAUGUGAUUAUGUCUGAUGUUUUGUGUUUUUUUUUUUUUUUUAGAUAUUUUCCUGGCUUGUAAGUUCAGCUGAAUCAUUUCUACACGAUCAUAACUUAAUGGGCACAAAUCUCGCGGAAGCCCGAGAAUUUUUAACUGUUCACAAAAGUUUACAAAGAGAUCUCAGGGUAUGCCACUAAAAUAACAUAAUUUAAUUUAUACAAUAAUUACAAAUGUGGUAUACACGCUACGUUUGAAGUAAAACUGAAUACAUUAUCACAUAAUUUGAUCUUUGUAUUAGAAAAGUUAUUAUUAUUUUUUUUAUACAAUUUGCUACAAAUUCACACUACUAUUUAUAUAUAAAAAAGAAUGUUUAGAUUGUACCAUAAAUUAAUAUGAGUCUAUACUCCUAUUAGUGUAUUAAGUUCAGGUAUAUUUUUUUUUUUUUUUUCAGAAUCGAGGGAUCGAUAUUAACGCUUUGGUGAACUCGACUAGUUUACCGCCGUUGACUUACGUCGACACCGAUACAAGAGUAGACCUAGAAGGUAAAUCGGUCAUGUUAAAAGAUCAUUGGACAUACUUGGAUAGAAUACUGGACUGGAGAAUACAAUUGGCCGAGUUGUACGUGAAAUUUUAUUCAGCGUGCGAAAAUUUGAACAUCGAAUUUUCAAAUAUGGACACGAUUGUCGGGAAAAACGUUGACGUAUCCGAUAAAAUAUUAGAAUCUGCGCAUAAGUAUUGGACGAACAUUUUGCAAUUGUUUAUUCAAUUAAAGAACACCGGGGAAAAAUAUUUACAUCUGAGUUCCAAAGUGAGUUUGUUGAAUUUAAAUAUUAUGUAUUUUGUUUUAUUUUAAAUAAACGGUCUCCCAUUGUUUAUUAUAAGUAUUAGAUAGACUAGAUUAGAAAAAAAAAUUUGUAAUAUUUUGUAUUAUAACAACUAGUAAAAAUAAAAAAAAUAUUUUCAAUGUUAUUUUUUAAAAAAAAAAAAGUUUAAUACCUUAUAAAAACAUGUAUAGGCUAUCUAUGUACACGUGAGUAAAAGUUGUAGGCUAAUAGCUCAUAGCUAAUAAUUCAUUUAUACAGUAGUAUUUAUAGUUACUAAAACAUUCAGUAAACAUCAAUCAAAUUUUUUUUAAAUAGGUACCUACUUUUAAAUAAUUUGUCGAAUUAAAUAAUCUCUCUUGAAAAAUAUUUAUUUAUUAGCAAUGCAAUAGAUUUUAUAAAUUAAAUAAUUUUUACCAUUACUUUUUUAUAAUAUUUUUUUUUUUUAUACAUAUGCUUGUGAUUUUCAUAUGAGAUAGGUAUCAUAAUUUUAAUAAUAUAAUAUCAUUAUUAUCAUAUUAAAAGUAACUAUCUAUUUACGAAAAUAUCAUAUCGAAUUAACAUCUAUAGUUUAUUACUUAUAAUAAUUAUUUAAAAUUUAAUCAGAGAAGACGCAAAGAACCUUCACUAUUUCAUCCAUACUGAAAAUACAAUUUCUUUUUUAAAUUCAUCACAAGCAGUCGUCUUAUAUUAAAUUUACAUUCUAAUAUUCAGAAUUGUAUAUAUAAAUAUUUUUUUUAAAAUUUAAAAGUUCGUUAAAAAAAAAGACUGCUAUAUUUCACACGAUGGGUGGGCCACCCACCCAUUAUUACGAUUAAUUUUGCUAACGAAAAACAAUUCUGAGCUGAUUUCGGUUUUAUAUGUUUUAAAAGUCCGUAAUAUUUACGAUUUCCGUCAAAAUUUGAUAUUAAAAUUCUAAUAAAAAAAAAACUACAUCAAUCUCGACUUUUUCUUAUUGGCCGCUACGUGCAACUUAUAAUUAACCUCCUAUUAAAUAUUCAAGCAUUUCUAAUUGGUCUAAAAAAUGUAUCCACAAAGUAAUAGUUACGUGAGAAACUCGCAAGAUUUAAAUUGUCUAUAAAUAGUUAAAAAAUGGUUGAGACGUUUUGAACAUUUUACAACGUUCAGCUAAUAAAAAUAUUAGUUGUAGCUAAUACAAAAAUAAGUCUUCUGUCCAAAUUUCAAGUCUCUAGGAAUUUGUCUAUAAUAUUUCAAUAUUUUUCACGGUUUUCCCGAUUGUUAUGAAAACUGCUUGGAAAAUCAAAAAAUUACCUUUCUAAAGUACCAAAGACGUACAAUUUCCUUUCAGAAAAAUUGCCAUUUGAAAAUUGGAGCAAGGUUUCUAGUAGAAUUUUUGUACAAAUAAAAAAAAUAAGUAAAAUUAAACAAAUCGUAGUAUAUACUAGUACUCGUAUAUUCUAAAAUCAAUGGUAUGAGUAAACUUGCAUUUUAUAUUGAAGAUAAUCAAUGUUAUCAAUGAUUAAUCAUGUAUUAUCUCAUAGGGAAUUUUUUAGCGAAUAUCCACUGUAUGUCUCAAGUGCCACAAGCAGAUCUACUAAACUUUCCCCUUCACGUUCGGACUUUUCCCAGUAUUUUUCCCACAUAAAAUAUAAUAUUUUGUUACAAAAUCUACUAAUUCAAUCGUUCAUCGUUUAUUUUCAAGCGAACACGCAUCAAGCAAAAUCUUAUUUUGCUGUAUGUGUUCCUUCAAUGUUAUUAUAAACGAUCGAUACAACAUAUUAUUAUCAUAUUUGAAAAAAAUGAUGUAUUAUAAUCCAAUUUUAUGCGUAAAAUCUAAUCGAUUCGAACUUUUUGAAAUAAUUCGAAUUUAUACUAUAUUGUAGUAAAGUCAUGCGUUUAAAUAAUAUAAGUGACACUCAAUGUAUAUCGUACCUAUGUCAUAUAUUUAUGUUAUAUAUUUAAAUCGAUUAAACGGAUGUACAGUAGGUACUGUAUUUUUGUGUACUUGCCAAAGAUCAAAUCUCGAAGUAGGAAACGUCAUCCCACAUAAUAAACCGAUCUGACGACACGCUUAAAAAUAUUAUUAAUUUUUAGUAUUAAUUUAACGAUUACGCAAUGCUAUUGUUUUUAUUUUAGACUCGUGGCGAUUUAUGCGUUAUUUUUAUUUUUAUAUAUUUUUUUUUCUACCACAAAUCUUAUUCCAAUCGAUAAAUUACGGAACUUUUUUGCUAAAUUUUAAGUAGAUCUUUUUCUUAUUUUUUUUUUGCAAUUUAAAUACAUUUAUUGAGAAAAACCGGACAAAUAUUAAAGGUUUUAACAUUUUGUUACUUUCAACGUUUACGGUUUUUGUUUUCUACUAGAAAUCUUGUUCCGAAUUAUAAAUGCAGAUUCUUUUCUAAAAAAAAAUGUUAUUUAGUUUGUGUCGUUUCCUUAAUGAUUUGAAAAAAUUGACAAAAACUUAAGGAAAGACUGAAAAGUUUCAGUAAAUAAUGGUUUAAUUGUUAUUAUCAAUAUUUUUGUUGUAAUUUAAUUAAAAACAUUUGCGGGUUUUGCAUUUUGCAUUAACAUUUGCAUUUUUAAAUUUUAACAGAUAAAUUAUAUUAAAGUUUUCUAGACGCAGAAAUAUGUAGGUACUUUACAUUUUCUAUAGAAAACUAUAGUUUUUAACGUAGUUUUUCUUUGGUAUGUACUUUGUGGAUCAAUUGUUUGAGCCAACCGAAAUGCAUGAAAAUUUAAUACCAGGUUCAUUAUAAGUGGUAUCUAUAUAGUGGUAAAAAAAAAAAUAGUUUUAUGUAGUAGGUUUUAUUAUACUCGUUUUUAGAUCAAAUUUUGAUGAAAAUCAUAAAUAUUAUUGCAUUUCAAAACAUGUAUAACUGAAAAUCGCUCAGAAUCAUAUUUCGUAAACAAUGGUUUAUCGUUGCCUAACCUAACUUUAUGUAUUCUACUUUUUUAAAUCCUCACUUAUAAUAGUAGUGCAUAUAUCAGCAGUAUCAGCUUUGUUUUCUUUAGUUAAACAAUUGAUAAAACGUGUUAAGUAUAUUCUAUUACAUAAGAAAUAUAAUUUUUUGACAUCUUGUGUAUACGAUUAAUUGAAGUUGUUUAAGAUUACUCAAGAAUAAUUAUAGGACUUAAAAUUGGGCUCAGCGUACGAGUUAAAAGUUAAAAAUAAAGUAAAAAUAUAAAAAUUAUUUCCAUCGCUGCUCAAUUAAAAAAACAAUUUUUUUUUUUUGUCAUUUACGUCUUUUGGCAAUGUCCGAUAUAACUAAUUCGCACAUUUGAGAAUUGUCCAACACAAGUCCGCUAAUCAUGACUUGCAAUUGGUUCAUUACGAUUAUGUUAAUACUACUUAAUAGGCGAAGUUAAUAAUAUAGUACGUUCGAAAUGCAAGCGGAGAGAAUAGACGAUUUAUUCCGACAGCUCUGCGGCGAUUUGUCUGAAAACAAUGGCUCGAUCCCCUGCGAUGAUAACCCGCAGCAAAUUUAAACGGGCGGAACACACUCUUGGGUCAGACUACCAUUAUAAUACUAUAGUUAGUAAUAUUAUGUAGGGCGCAGUGAUUUUUUUUUUUUAUUCCCCCCGUAAUAUUUGUUCGCAUAAUAUUCGAUUCCUGUAAACGGCGGGUCACUCGACAGUGACGUUUUGAUUGCGUAUUUUUCGCCAUUUUUUCACGUUAGCGUUGUUUUUUUGUUUCGAACCGCACUGACGCGUUAUUGCGGCGAAAAGGCGUUUUUUUCCGUUGCCCCCUCGAUCGAUCGUUCUCAUAACCGCAGCCGUUUCAAUAAUAUUAUCAUCGAUAAAUCUCAACGAAACGCCCGGUCAUAUGCAGCGCGACACCCCGCGGUAGUGCGUGCGUACAGUAUAUAGUGCGGGGACCCGUCUACGGCGUGGCGACGGCCGCGGCGGAGUGUAAUACACACACGUACGCAGCAGAAACGGUCGCGGAUGGAGAGAGUUAGAGAGGCUAGUUGUUUUCAUUAUUAUUAUUAUUCUCCUUAUUUUUUCCGCUCUUCGCCGGGCCGCAUAUAUUCUCGACUUUUGGGUUUUAAUUAGCGUCGCGCGUCCGUUGGUGGGGUCCGACCGGCGCUGGCAUGGUUCCUAAUCGAGGGAUGCGUCGCCCGCGUUAAUAUUGUAACGACCGCCGUCUGUUACAGUCGGAGGACGCUCAUCUGGAACUAGACGCGGCACGGGAACGCGUGCAAUCGCUGCUGGAUUCGUUCGCGGACAGGAAAACGAGAACCGCUUCCGUCUGGGAGACUUGGCAGCGGGCGUCGUCCGAAAACAAGCUGGACCGAGUGCUCUGGUCAGAGACCAUGUGCGAGAGCAGCAAGGUGAGUGUCGUAUUAUGCCUAAUGUAUACGCCGAACAACGCGGUGUUAUUAUUGCCGCGUGUUAGAAAUCGAAUAUAUUCUAAUUUUAAGCGCGACGCGCACAAUUGCGUCGCCGCGGAACCCGAAACUGCCGCGUAUAUUUCACAUAUGACGUACAGUAGCGUCCCGUCAUAAUAAUACAUCGGAUACAUCGUUAAUCGCGGCUUUUCAAUCACGAAAAACACGCAGUAUGCGCGUGGUUCUCAUCGGUUUUCACGUUUUGAUAUUGUUCCGAACGCGAUUGAUGGAUUGCGCAGAUUUUUCGGAUACCUCGCUCGUUUGGUCGAAAUGUUCAAAUUCUCUACGGAAUAUUAAUCCUUCGAGAUUUCGACAAUCCCAUAUUAUAAAUGUCCCGCAAUGUCAGACAAAUAAUUACUAAAACGGCUCCACUGCAGUACAAUUUGCGAAUCGUGAAUUGCUGUGUUUUACGAAUGGACAGCCGCUUUGGUCCCGCGAGGGCUUUUGUCGAGUCGAUUUUGCGACAUAGUUUUCGAUACGAGCUAAUUCAAUUUUUAAAACGCGCGCACUGGUACAUUUACAUUGUAGAUUAAUUCGUCAUUACGUACGCUAACAUACAUACAUAUAUAUAUAGAUACGAAAUUAUAUAGAAAAAAUGUUCAAAAGUAUACUUCAAUUUUUAAACCUUUUUUUAACCCCCUCCCCAUGACCAAAGUUAUAUUAAAACGUCGUACCGUAUAUAUUCGGAAGUGUGGGAUAAUCACGAUGCAUCAUCAAUGUUUGGCGAGAAACUUUUUCGAAUAACGUACAUAUAUGAACACGAACAAAAACAAAACCUUACUCCACGACACCUGUGAACACACUAGGAUUCAGAUUAUAUUAUAAAAACAGUAAAACAAAAAAAAGGAAGUACUAUAGGUAUUACAAAAUAAUAAUGUUAUUCGUAUAUUUUAUAUUUUACGUUACGAAUCUAAAAUAUUAUUCGUAAACACCAUUUUUCCAAAAGUCGUGUUAAUAUUUUUUAAAUAUAUUUUUUUCAGAAUAAAUAUUUUCUCAUAAACAUUUUCUCAUUUCUAUAAACAUUCUCAUCAUUCCCUUGAGGUUUUUUUUUCAAUGAAAAUGAUGCGUACGAUUUCUUUUGUAUUUUUUUUAUUUUAAUACAUAUUGAGUUUCUAAACUUUAUUCGUAAAAAUAUAUUGGGCGUGGUACAUUUAAAGCAUCAUAUAGCCACUUAUAUGUUAAUAAUUUGGUAACUAUAGAGUAAUUUUUUUCCAUCAUAAUAUUCAAGACUGUUGGAAUACUCUCAAUUACAUCAAAUAUGAACAUUUUAAGGACAUGUCUGUGUAAUAGAAUUCAAAUUUGGAUUUUGUUUAGUCGUUGUAUAAUAUUUAAAUAUCAAUACUACUUUCAAAAUGUUCGCAAUAAUAUCAGUAAAUAUUUUGGAAGGCGAAUAUUGAACUAAAUAAAUAAAAAAAACCAUUCUUAUAUUCGAUCUAUUUAGUAUAUUCAUACAUGAAUAAUAAUAAUUUUAUAUAUGUUUUUUUAAAUAUAUUUAUAUAUUUUAUUAUGUUUUUAAUACAAUCGAAUUAAAUUUUGAAAAUAUUUCCACUUAUCCACAAAAUUAAUACACUACGUAAAGUAACUUUGAAAAAUGUAUAUUUAUAUAUAUACUUAUGCAAUUCAGACUUAAAAAUAAAGGGUAUAAAAUUACACUAGCGUAAAUUAAAAAAAAAAAACCAUAUGCUAAGCAAUAAAUGAAUAAAAUAAAUUUAAAAGUUAUAGGUGCUAUUAUUACCUAUCAAUUUCUAAACUAGUUUCUUGUGCGUAAAUAUGGUCUCGUUAAAUCAAUAUAUUGUUGGUGGUCUACAUUUCUAACACUUCUUGUGAAAAUGGGUGAUAACGUUAACAUAUACGUAAUAUAUUAUAUAGGUAUUGUUAAAAAUUAAGUAAACAACUUUAACGUCGUGCUGUCUUUCUGUUACAAUGUUGUGUUUAUUUAUGUUAUCAUUUGCACUAAUCUAUGUAUUAACUAAAAAUAAUUAUUAUAGCCCUGCUGUUUUUUUAGUGUAUAGUAUAUAAUGGAUAGUAAAUGUAUGAUAAACACAAAUGUAUUUUAUUGAACGUCUGAGAAAGUUAUACGGUUAGCGUUUUUGAUUUAUUUGAUGAUCAAGUCAAAAUACUUAAAGCAUACGAAAUAUAUUUGCAAUUAAGAAAAUUUAAUAUAUUUCUCUGUCGAAUGUAUUCAGAAACAUGAGCGUCUUAUGACGAUAAAACAUUUCCUCUGUGUUAUAACUCGUAUAAUAACUUGACAACGGAAAUCGUACAAUAUGUCUCCAGUUUUUGUUUCGCGAAUAUGUAUAACAUUAUUAUUAACCAUUUAAUUUUCAUAGUUCACUCGGGAAACGGAAAAUGAUAAUAAUAAGUUACAAUUUAUUAAUUAAUCGUAUAACCUUCAUCAAAGUUUUUAAAUAUAAAAGAGUUUUAUGGCGCGGUGGAUCGAUGCCAAAAUUGAUGGAGCUAAACACAACUUCGUCUAUUCACGUCAUACGCCGACGUGACACGCAAUCUUGUCAAAUUAAAUUAAUUAUCUAUUUUGCUCUUUAGAUUAUUAUGACUAUUAUUAUGAUUAUUACUAUCCAAAAUUAUCGUAUAUUUUUGUAAAUAUAGACUGUUGAUUGGGUUUCCAAAUUGGAAGCUCAGUUGUAUCCAGUAUUAAAAUCUGAACCGUCAUCAGUUGAUCGACACGUUUCAGAAGUUCGACAAAAGUUAAAUAAUGUAUUACCGGAAGUUCAAAGAGCUCAAAAUGAAAUCGAAUCUAGACUUAAAACAGCCGAAGAACUUAUUGGAAAAGGUUAGUCGUAAACAAACUUUUAAUUCUAAACAGAAAAUUUCUAAAAGAAAAGUAAUUGCAUUAUUUUUAUUUUUAAGGAAAUAUCCAAGGUGAUAAUAUUUCUAUACCCCCAAGACUAAAAGAACUUCACAUCCGUUUAGUUGGAAUCACUACAGAGUAUCAGAAUCUUUUGGAUAUGUUUUUGUCAUUCUUCAAUUCAUUACAAGAAGUAUACAAUUUACAGUGAUCUAAAUAUUAUUAUUAUAACAUUAGGUACAUUAAUUUUUGUUUGUUUUUUAGUUUCACAAUAUUGUAAAAGAAGCAGAGCAGAACAGGCCUGUCGAUAUAUCUAACCUUCAAUUGAACGAAAUUGAAGGACUUCUUAGGAAUCACAAUAAAUCACGACAAACCGUUUUGGAAAAUUUUAAAACUGUUUACGCUGAAAAUAUUCGUUUAAUGGAUAAAAUCAAACAACAGGUAUAUUUUCGAAAAACAAUAAUCAUCAGAUACUGCAAAUAAUUUUAAUUUAAUUAAUAAUCAUUGUUCGGCUGUUAUAGGAACCUCAAAAAUCUGGAGAACAAGAUAUGUACGUUGUCCGUUAUUUGAUGGAAAACGAAAGAAAUCGUUGGGAUCAAUCAUGUGAAUUGUAUUGUCAAAAAAUCGAGCAACAACAACAACUAAGUCAGUUCGACAACGAUCUUAUUCAGAUCAACAACAAUUUGAACGAUCUUUCGCAGCAAUUAGCGUCCACGCGAGGACAAUAUGGUGCAAAUUUAACAUCUGCCAAGUCCGCUUCACUCGCCUUUCAUUAUUUCGAAAAAACUAUACUAGUUAGUGAUAUUUUAUUAUAAAAUAAAAACACGGUUGAAGUGUUUUUUUACUAUGUGACUAAUAAUAAAUUUAUAUUUAUAGCUUCUAGAACAACGUAUUGACACUUUUAUUAACGCUGCUAAUUCAUUGAUGAACUUUGAUCAUACCAAGUCUGAGCACAUCAAACAAGAACUGAAUAAACUGAAAUCAAGAUGGGAUACUUUCCAAGAGCAAGUCUUAGAAAGCCGUGAACAUAUUGAUCUUUGUGUUCAAUAUUUUACUCUAAUUAACGAAGUAAUCAAUUAAAUAUAAUGAAUCAUAUCCAAUCAUUAAUACGUAUAUAUAUUGUUAAUCAUAUAUUAAUAGGCUCAAGAGUGGUUUCACGAAGGCAGUAAACUUCUUAUGAACAUUGCUCGAAAAUCAACUGAAGUCAAAACAAGUGAAGAAGCCACUGCGUUAUUGAAUGAAAUUGAGAUAUUUUUGAAACCGGGAGAUAUUAAACAAGAAGAAAGACUAAAAAAUAUACAUGAUCUUAGUGUCCAGCUUUAUGGAAAGAUUGAUAAGGUGCCACAAGUAGUUACAGAAAAUAAAGAACUUCUGGAUUCGUUUACUUCGAUUGCCAAAGAAUUGAAGUCCUUUGACGAUAAACUUAAAUCUAUGGAAAAAAAUGAAAGUCAUUAUGAAGUCAACCAAAUAAUUACCAAAACGCACGAAGAAAUAAUGACGUCAACCAUAGUGACUAAUGUACUUAUAAAUAUAAUAUAUAUAUAUAUAUAUAAACUUUUUGAAAUAAAUAAUUAUAUAUUUUACAUAUUAAUAAAAUUAUUUUUACCAUAGGAUGUGUUAGCAAACGAGCAUAAUGUUUCAUCGUCCAAAAAAAUAAAACUCGAUGAAAUCAUCAAACCUAAACCCAUUAUUAUUGUUCCGCUAAAGGAUAACACGGUAGACGAAGGAAAAAAAUUUACAUUUGAAUGCAGGUAAAAUAAUACGUAGAUAUUUUGGUAUAAAUUCAAAAUAAUCAACCUAGUAGUUAUAUAAUUUAUUAAAACGCUAUGCAUAUUAUAUUAAAUAUCUAUUUAUCGAAUUUAGCGUGGAAGGCGAGCCCGCAAAAGUUUCAUGGUAUAAGGACAAUAUUUCCAUUGACAAUAAUCCGGACUAUCAGACGUCUAAUAUUAAUAAUCAAUAUAGACUAACAAUUGAGGAAACGUUUGUGGAGGAUUCGGCAAAAUUUACUUGUCGAGUCGAAAACGAUUCUGGCUCCAGUGAAACGAGCGCAUAUCUAUCAGUGAAAGGUAUAAUUGUGUAUGAAUAUUCAAUAUAAUAUUUUUUUUUUAAACUAAAUAUUUUCAAAAUAGAAUGCGAACCCGAACACCAAAUCAGUCCGUCGGUAUUUACGCAAAUAUUAUCAGAUUUGGCGGUAAAAGAAGGCGGACCUUGUUCGUUGUUUUGCAAGGCGGAAGGCAAUCCUUUACCGACAGUGCAGUGGUAUAAAGACGAAGUUUGUAUUGAUAACAAUCCGGAAUACCAAAUCACGUACAAUAACGGCGAGGCCCUGUUAAAAAUCGAACACACAAAUACAUCGCAUAGCGGAAAGUACAUUUGUGUUGCGACCAACAGACUCGGUUCAGAUUCUACCACAUCGAAAUUAUUCGUUGACGGUGAGUAUAUAUACAUACAUAUAAAUAAAAAACAAAAAUUACAUGGCAUUCAAACUAAUUUCAAAUCGAAUAUCUAGCUCUGGAAGUACCUAAAGCGGGUCCGACGUUUGUCGUACCUUUGUCCAACGUGAUGGCCAGGGCCGGCCAAAAGUUGAAAUUAGAAUGCGAAGUCGAAACGAACGAAGCGCCGACAUUGAUUUGGUUCCAUAACGGGAAAAUCAUGAAAGAAAUAAAAGAUUUCAAGGUGGAUUCAUUAUUUUGUAUACAAUAAUUACAAAUCGAAGGAAACCGUUGUGUUAUCAAAGUUGUCGUGUUUGCAUUUUGUUUAGGUUUCCGAAAAUCGAGGGAAAAUUAAUCUGAUCAUCCCGGAAGCGUAUCUAAAAGACGCGGGUACAUAUAGUUUAACUAUCAAAACGGAUUACGGCGAAGCGACGAGCAGCUGUCAAGUGUCGGUGAAAGGUAUACUGCCGAACGAGACCUCCGAUUCUGAAAUCGCAAGCGAUCUGGAACCGAUAAAACCGUCGAUCCCCGUGCCUUUAAAAGAACAAAUCGCUCUUGAGGGCGCCAGUGUUCAUUUGAAAUGUGUGAUCGUCGGACAACCCGAACCCGAAGUAAUGGACAAAUAAAUUAAAAUAGAUUAUUCGAAAUGUGCGUAAAAUGAAAAUAAUCGUCGUCCGUUAGGUUAUCUGGUAUCACGACGGGAGACCCGUCAAAGAAUCGAAAGACAUCCAACUGUUGUUCCAAGGGGACCAGUGUUCGCUAGUGAUCAAAGAGGCGUUCGUCGAAGAUUCGGGAGAAUACAGAGUGGUCGCCAUCAACUCGGCCGGGGAAGCUAGUAGCACGUGCACGUUGAGUAUCGAGCCUAAACCAGGUGCGUACGGGUUUGAUUAAAACGUGAAAAUGUAAUAUUAUAAUAGCUCGUUUGUUAUUUAAAAAACUCCGAUGGUAAUUUAUUGUUUUCAGUGCCCGACAUAGACGAACUAGUGAUCCCGCCAAAGUUCACCAAACUAUUGUCCGACGUAUUGGUGAGAGAAGGCGAUUCCAUCACAUUGGAGUGUAACGCCGAGGGUCGUCCCAAACCGGAUUUCAAAUGGAUUCGAAACACCGUGGAAAUCAAACCCGACCAUAGAAUAACAGUAAUGGCGCGCUUAAAAUCACAUACUAUACAUGAAACGUAAUGAUAACUGUUGGUGAUAAUUUGACGACACGUCCUGUAAUAUAUUUCAGUUGAGUACGGACGAAGACGGCACCGCGAUCCUUCAAAUACACAGCGCUCUGCCUACGGACAAAGGACAAUACACCGCGGUAGCCGUGAACAAAGCGGGCGAAGCCAAGUGUUUUUCCCACGUCAUCGUAAAAGCCAUUUCGACUUUCGAAACGGCCGUCAAAAACCCCGUGACCGACAAAGUUCACUUUGAAGAAAAGUUGGAAACGCCGACUUUCGUCGAGACGUUUUCUUCAGACGCGGACGUGUAUACAGGCGAAACUGUCAAAUUCGAGUGUAUCGUUGUCGGCAAACCCACACCGAAGGUAAAACCGGAUACAGUUACAUGUUGUAUUAUUAUUAUUGUCUGCGGUCGAACUAGGCGCGGCUUAGGGAACAAGGGUGGUAGUCGGGGAUUUUUUUUUUCAAUUCACACGACGGUUUGACGCAUGGGCGGAUAGGCCAGUUUUGGCCUGCCGGGAUAUCUUUAAACGGGCCCCUACACGCAUUUUUGCGUGUCGGAGGUCAAUUAUUGAAUGUACACUCGUUAGGAGAAGAAGAAAAGUUAACGCAGUCAGUCCUAGCGUCCGCGGAGAAAUUUCGCACUGCCGAAAAAACGGACUACUGUUAUUAUAUUAUUAUUACGUGAUGUGGUUAAAAAAUUGAUCGUCCGUCGCACGCGCUAUUGUUAACAGGUCCGUUGGUUGUUCGACGGGAAACCGGUGAGCGGCAAAUCGUUUUUGGUGUCCACCAGCGGUGACCGUCAGGUGCUCACCAUACCCGAAGCCGGUGCCGAACACGGCGGAACAGUCGAAUGCGUUGCCGAAAACGAAGCGGGCAAGUGCAGCUGCGCGUCCGCGCUCAAAAUAAAAGGUCGGCUUACAUGUAUACGAGUAUAUUACUAACGUACCUAAUAAUAAUAUUAUCGUCUUCUGUGUCGUGAAAUAAGACGCGCCGACCGAUUCCCGUUGUAAUCGGUGCUGAAAUCCCCGCGCACACGCGACUAUAAUUACGGCGUAUCCGCCGGAAAAAGGAUCUCGAGGGGACAAACAAAUAGGGGGGGUUGUUUGUUUUUUUUUCUCCCGGGUAUUUUCGGUGCGAACGUCCAUAAUUGUUUAUUCGCCGGUUACGCGGAGAGUAAUUAAAAAAAAUUAAAAAAAAAUCCGGUCCGGGCAUAGCGUUACGCGUAUUUACACACACACACACACACACACACACGCCUGUACGAUAAUAAUCGCAGUAUUAUUAGGUGGCGGAUUACCGCGUGUGCACAGGUCGAAAAUAUUUAAUUGCACGAGUCGUUUCGAAGGCAUUACUCGGGCGAGCCGCACCAAACGAUAGUUGCCCCCGCCGCCGCCGCCGCCGCCGCCGCUUCGGAUAAUAAUACGGGCGACGGGUAUCCGAAACUAUUCUCGUCGCACGCGUUAGUCGAAAGACGUCGUGAGUAACGGCGCGCUAAAAAUACACCUAGGCGUUUAUUUCGUUUCCGACGUACCGCAUUCUCGUCGUACAGUAGGUACACAUCAUCGUACGCGCACGCCAUCACUGACAUUUUAUACUUGUGCAGCGCUCUGCUCGUUUUUAUAGGGGAAAAAAAAAGUGAACUAAUAUUUUCACUUCGAUUAUUUCCCCGUCCCUCCCCUCGAUUAUUCUCGGCGAUUUAUCGAUUUACACGCGAAUAUUAUUGUCCGUUCAAAGAAUCCGGAGCAGUGCCGUUAACCGCCAUGGCCAACAACAUCAACAAAAACAACAACAGCGGCAGCUUCGGCAACAACGCCGCAGAUACGAAACACACGAUAUCCGAAGUUUACGAAUCGAGUUCCAAGUUCGAGUCGAAACAAUCGACGUUCAUGUCGUCGCAGACUGUCGGUGACAACGCUCCCAAGUUCAAAUUGGACUCGUUCAGUUUGCAAUCGGAAAAAGAAAGCCGACAGUUCGGAGAUAACGCUCCUAUUCAGGUAUGCUCUAAACUUAUUAUUUUUUUUUUUCAAAUAUUCAUUUAUUGUCAGUGAAAAUCGGAACAUUAUGUUUAGUCCGAAUCGUUGCGGACGGAAGAAUACCACAACGUGGACGGACGAAAAAGUCAACACGUUACCGAUUUGAGUUCUACAAACGUGUCUGAAGAACAUCAAACAUCCUUUUUCGAGCGGGGCCUGUACAACCAAGGGCUCAUCAAAGACAAUUCUCAAAAAUCAAUAGUCGACAAAAAUAUCACCAAACACAUCCGGAAGCAGACGGCACCGCGUUUCGUGUCGGCUCCGCAAGGGAAAAUCGCAGAACAAGGCGAGGACGUAUUUCUGGACGCGAUCAUUGACAGUUAUCCGCCGUCCGAUAUUACGUGGAGUAAAAACGGCGUAGAAUUGAUUCCCGACGGCGAUAAGUUGAAAAUUACCGGCGAGGUAAAUAAAACGCGGCUGGACAUUAAAAGUUUGGCCGUAGAGGACGGAGGUCAUUAUACGUGUAAGGCUACGAAUACAGCCGGGGGCACGAGCUGUACGACCGACAUUAUUGUUAAAAGUACGCGAAUUGAUUCGAUAGUUUUACAAAAUGUAAAACGACAACGAAAACUAUUAUCAUCGUAUAUAUAAAUUUUUUUUUUCUUUCUAGAAAACGUUUUUCCGCCUGUUAUGUGCCGAAGACUUUUGCCGAACACGGUUGCCGAUGGCGAGCGGGUCGUUUUAGAAAUCGAAGUGGCCGGAACCCCGGAACCCGCGGUGAGUUGGUUUAAAAACAAUCAGCCGUUAGUGUUCCCGUCCAGUUUGUAUAGGUUACGGCAACAAGGGAGCUGUAGCGCGGUGAUAAUCGAAAAAGGUGAAAACACGUUUCCGUCAUAACAGUUUUAUUUCGAUUCGAAUCCAAACACUUGAUGUACUGAAAUCGUUGUGCGUAUUACAGCUACUUCGGAACACGCCGGGGAGUACAAAGUCGUGGCGAAAAACGAAGGCGGAGAAGCGGUGAGUUGUGCCGAUUUACGAGUAGUCCAGCCCCUACCCGACAUCGGAGUGAAUAUGCUGCCGACGUUCGUUCCGAGUGACAAUUCAGAUAGAGUGAACGUGGUGAGUUGUGUUAUUGUCGUUAUUUCACCCCCAUCGUGCCAGUAAUCGAAUUCAUUUUAAAACGCAUAAAAUAAAAUAAUUAGGUAAAACUUCGAGGACCACGGAAUAUAGUUCCGUAAUAUCAUGACAUAUACCAUUACGCAUCAAAUAUAGAUACCUACCUAGCAACAACUGAUAGCACCAAGUGUCUGAAUAUUAUAAACAGACGAAUGACAAAUUAAUUAAAUGAUUAAAACCUUACCAACUGCAGGAGGAGACAUGAAAUUAAAUAUAAUUUGUAAAAUAUUUAAACGCGAGUUAUUUUAAUUUACAUUCACUUGCUAAAAGUAACUGGGCAUUACUUUCGAAAUUCUAUUCAGUCAUCACGUUAUGGCGUAAAUAAAGUUCGCGCACGUGUGUCUUGAGAUUUUGGUAACUCUAUACUGUGUAUAAAUACGGAAGGAGCAAAGUCGUCUAGCCCAGAAUAAUUUUUAUCGUCGUAAAAUAAUUUAUUGCAAUAUUGAACUAUUAUACCCUGGGAACUCCUCUUGUACAUAUUUUAUUUGAUAGUGAAUUUGAAUAUUAUAGGACAUAUCAGUUUUGAUUGCAUCAAAAACGUCGUUAAAAUUGCCUACACUCAAUCCCUUUAAUACUUCUUAAACACUAUUCAUACUGUUUAAUGACAAAACAAAUGUGUGAAAACUAUAAAAACAAAUUUCACAAUUAUUUAUAUUUGCCCUUUUGUCUUUUAAAUAAAUACACCACGUUGUCGGGAUUUAUCAACUAUUUUGGAUCCGAAAUUUUUGUCGAUAGACCACACAUUAUUUUAAAUACUGACAAUAUUUACUAAACAUAAUAAAAUCCAUAAAUAUAGAUUAAAUAUUUGCGAUAAUUUUUUUUUUUUUUUAAGUUUAUAAAUGUUUAUAAAUAUAUAGGAUUACUACAAAAGUAUUGUACCGACAAGUCAACCAAAACAAUUGAACAUAACCAGCAAAAUAGAAGAGAAAUCUCAUUUCUCCAAAUCAGUCUUUGUUAAAGAAUCAAUUAAUAGCAGUAAAGAUGUAACUAUGACUGUUAAUCGCGCCGAAGCAAAUGAAUUUGAUUUAAAUUCUAACAGUUCCAAUACUAAUUUUGAAACAAACGAAAAACAAAUAUCCGUUCAAAACGAAAAUAUAGAAGACGGAUCGAUAACGAAAAAAAGUGCACUUCAGUUUUUCAAAAACGUCAUAGAAGAUAAUAAUAAAACUGAAAAAUCUGUCGAAAAAUCGAUUAAUUCUAAUAUAGCGUCAUCAGCCAGAACAUACCAAACCGAAAGUCCUAUAGAAAAAAUUAACAAUUUGAGUAGUUUUUCAUCCGUAGAAACUUAUAAUAUCGAAGAAAACGUAUCAAACAGCUCAUUUAAACAAUUAAAUGAUUCGAAACUCGUUUUGGAACCCGGUCCACCACCUACAUUUGAUUACAUGCCAAGAGCACAAUCUGUAAAAAAAGAUCAAAUGACCGAACGGUUGAAAAGACUAUCAACCAAUCAAAAACUACUGUCGCCGGAGCAAAUUCCUUCUGGUGCCGUUAGAAUAUUUCCCGAUGUCACGUCCGAGACGAAACAAGAGGUCAUAGAAGAAACUUCCGUGAAAAAAGAAGUGAUUAAAACUGGUUUUUCCAAUAAUACAUUAAAACAAACACAAUAUGUAGACACAUCGAAUGUAUCAGUGUCGCAUAAUGAACCCCAUACUCCACUAUUAAGACCUCAAGCUGAUAUAGAAGUACGACCAGGAUCACCAAGACCGUCUGCCGAAGCUAUAUCUAUGGAAAAACUCUGGACCAAAGCACAUCAUUCUCAACAUGUUCAAAAAAUUCCGGUGUCGUCUUCACCGGUGCAGACCAAAACGUAUUCAUCGACGGAAAGCCAAUCGUUUGUUUCUGAAACUAUUGAAAAAAAUGGCGAACUAGUAAAAAACGAGAGCCGAAAAGAGAAACAAGGUAGUUUAAAUAUUGACGACGGUGUUAAAAAAGUUUCAGAAUCGUUUUCUGAAAUUUCUGUUGGACCGACACAACACGUCGAGCCACCACAUUAUUCUGAAAUAUCUGUCUGUCCGACAAAACACGUCGAACCACCGAAGGGUGAAAUCAAGCGCCCAGUUUCGGCAAAUGUUUUUAAUGAAAUAACAUCUAAAGAUUUAUUUUCAGGGAAUAAUAUUCAAACGCGACAAUUUUCUGAAGAAUUAUCGCAAAUUAAAAAGGGUUCGUCAUUCGAUGUCCCAUCUAAUGUAUCCGAAAGUGUAGAAAAAAAUAGUUUUGUAAUAAAGUCCGAAUGUAAAUCGGAGAGUAAUCAAUCUUUCGACAAAAAUAUAACGAAGACGUCUCAAAUUUUACCGGAACGCCCAAUAGGUCUGGUCAGACACGUUGAGCCACCCAAAAAUAACAAAACCGUUUCUAAUUUUACUCGCGCUCACAGUGAAGAAACAGUCAAAGAAAAACAAUGGAAAUCUCAAUCGCCUGUGGUUUUUAAAGGACCUGCAACUCAAAAUAAAACGUAUUCUUCGUUUGAAGCUCAUUCGAGUUUUUCGAAAAGUCUAGAAAAGGACGGAGUGUUAGUAGAAUCCGAACACAAAGAAGAAGGCGGUCGGAUGAUUGACGACGGCACUCAGAGAGUAUACGAUUCGUUUGCUGAACGUUCGAAAUUACCGACACAAAUCAUGGAUCUGUCAAAAAACGCCAAUAAAUCGAACUCUAUAAAGACCAUGCAAAAAAUGUUCGAGCAAAAUGGAUCGUCGUUAGUUACUGUGUCUAAUAUCCCAUCGCACGUCAGACCCUACAGUAGAAUGAAAUCCAGAACAAGCGAUAGUGAUUUCGAAAGCGAAGCGGAACUAUCUAAAUACAACACUGAACAAAAAGUCUCUGAAAGUUUCAGUAGUUGCGAAACGAAAAUGUACUCAUCUAAAACGCAAUUGCAAGAAUUUCAAAGCUCUUCGACGGUAAUACAAAGUCCGGUCAAGGAAAGCGGUUAUGCAGCCGACACGGACGAACCGAGAAGCUUCCAGAGCGACGCGAUGACCAGCCAUCAGACGUCUCUGGCCAAGAGAAACUUGGGGUUUCAACAAAGCUCUUUAAUAAAGAAGGUUCGAUGCGUGUUUGAAUGAUGAUAGAUUUGAUUAACAGAGUGCGGUGUUUUAUUUCUAAAAAUAUAUAUAUAUAUGUUUUUUAAUGUAUGUAUAUAUAUAUAUAUAUAUAAAAAAAUCUAUCAGUUAUUAUAGAGUAUUGUGUGUGCACUUUUGUUUGUUGCUGUUGAUUUAAUAGAUGUUUUACACUCCGUAUUAAUACACAAUAACAUAAUAUUAUUGUUAUGUCAGUAUAUUAAUAAUAAAAACGUAUUCGAUUUUAUGCAGUACAUAUCGAAACGCUUUUUUCUUUUUUUUUUCUAAACAGUUUAUAACAUGUUAAUGUCGAUGUCGUUAAUGAGUUUUAGUCGUUUUCCAGGCCGAAUUUUUCGAAAACGAUCGCCGUCAACAUCGGCCCAACCCCCAAUGGGCGAAUCAUCAAAACAAUAACCAUCAAUUGCACAGGAGUCAAAUAGUGCGCAGUCCCCUGAGGUUCGUCAAAGGCGAGUUUCGCGAGAGCGACUACGAGAGCGAUUACGAUUGCCGAAUCCAACCGAUUUGGCGGCCUUACGAUUCGGAAUCGGAAGAGCCGGUGUACAAGCCGGUCAGGCCCAGUUUCAAAACGCCCGCCGCCAAGCAGACCGCCGCCGUGGAGACGCAGCGUUACCAGCAGCAGCAACACCAACAGCACUACCAGCAGCAGCAGCAGCAGUACCAGCAGCAGCAGCAGCAGUACCAGCAGCAACAGCAGUACCAGCAACAGCGCUACCAGCAACCGUUGCGCACUACGCCCGUGCAACUGAAGGAGAUAACCCGGCCGGCGUUCGAUUUGAAACCCGGUUCGCCGCCCGAGAUCGGUUACGCUCCUUCGCCGGACGUGCACAGAUCGGUGAGCUUCGUCGAGUCCGAGCGCAACGAGAGCGUGCAGCGGACCACGCAUUUCUUGUCGUCGAACGGCCACAACGGUAACGCGUCGGGCAACAACCUGCAGCAGCAAGAUUACGGCGACGGCGCGCUGGAACGGAAAGCCGAGGCGAUACGGUUGCAGAGAGUGGACGAGAUGAGAAAGAGGUUCGAACAGAAAUCGCUAGUUCCCGCCGGCGGAUCCGUUUCGGUCCAGUCGGUGUCGUCGCGAUCGGUAUCGUCUUCCGCACAAGGUAUCCCGCAUAGUAUACGGGCAAUUAUGUAGAUUAUUUUACGCUUGAGCAUUGGACUAUUGGACAUAAUAUGAAAUAGUAAUACAAUCGGGGGAAAAAAAAUCGGCUUUGCGCAUACAUUACAAUAAUACAUAAUAUUUUGAAUUACAUUAUUUUACGUCGAUAGAGCAAUACCUGUAUAAUACUGUUAUCAUUAUUUAUUGUAUACGAUCAGGUGCUACUAACCAAACCGAUAUCUCGGCGACCGGGAUACCGUAUUUCAAACACGAUUUCGGAUAUGAAUUCGGCGUAGCGUAUCCCGUGAAAACGAGAGACGGUCAAACGGCCGACCCGGCGGACAGCGUUAGCAUUCCGGUGGCGCACGAAUUUUCCCAGACCGUUCAAAACCGCCGGACAUCCGAAAUGUCUGCCGUUAACAGCGCGCGCCGAGAAAACGUUUUCGGGUCAACCACAGGUGAAGGAACAACAGGAUAAUAAUGCUACGAUAUUAUUUGACUCGGCUCUCUCUCUCUCUCUCUCUCUCUAUCUAUCUCUCUUUCUCUUCUCGAUUGCGGCACUUCAAACUUUACACGCGCCGCCGUUCGAUAAUACGCGUGUGCGAUGCCACGCCCCGUCGUCGACUAAAUCGCCCGGCUCGUGAAAUCGCGUUUUCCGCGUCCGUUUCGCGCUGUUGGUUUCGACAUCAGGCCCGGACCCAGAGGCAUGCGCGCGAACGCAUUCUGUAAGUCGGUCUUGUUCCGGUGUUUUAAUUAUUGCGAGCCGAACACGACGACGACGUCGUUCAAGUGGUCAUAUUUCACGUGUCCGUAACUCGCUUGGAAAUUAAAACACCGGAACGAAACUCGUACAAACGCAGACCGUGUUCGUACCUUGGCGAUCUCCGAGGAUCGGCGGGCGCGCCUCGACGUCGAAACCGACGCAGCGAAACGGACGAAGAGCGUAAAUAAACCGCGAUUUCGCGAAUUGGGCAAUUUCGCCGGUACAGGGCGUGACACACGGUGUACAAUGCACACUAUGUACGCUUUGGUAUAUACGGUAGAAACCGUUCUUAACCAGCGCCCUAUCCCCCCCCCAUCCCGAACAGAACGCGCGGAAAUUGUAAUUUUAAAAUUUUUAUUUGAGAGGACGUGGUUGUACCCGCAUCUACACUGUCUCAGUCCAACUACCGGGCGCGACACGCGAAAACAGAGUGUACGCGGAAUAAGGGAAAAGCUUGUUUAAUUUCGAUUUUAGAGUAAAAGUACUGAGCUACGAAAUGUAUAGAGAACGGUAUUCUGGAGGGAACGCCAUGGGUAUUUUUUGAAUUAAAAAAUUACAGUGACUAUGAAAACCCUACGACGACUUCGUUCCCUCCAAAAUCAAGUUCUCUAUACAUUUCAUAUAAAACGUAAUUUUUUUUUUUGCUCUAAAAUCGAAAUCAAGCUGGUUUUACUUACUUCGGCGUAAGCAUUGUUUUCGCACGUUACCCCGGUAGUGGGACUGAGACAAUAAAUGCGUAUAUAACGUCCUCUUAACGAUAUCCGGUACUAUCCGCGUACGGUUUGUUUUACAUUUAAUUAACCCCGACAACAUUUCGAACUGAUAAUCGCUACGUCGUCGAUUGCAAACAGUUUCUACUGUAUAUACCUAUCUCUUCUGUAUAAUACCGUAAUUAAUUUCAAUAUCUUCCGAGUGUAAAGUUUCGUUUUGAACACAUAAUGUUGUUGUUGUGUAUCAUGUAUUGUGUUAAGUUUUCGAUAUUGUUAUAUUAUAAUAAUAAUAAUUAUUGCGUAUAGUGUAAUAUGUAUUUUCAUUACUAAUAUACGCAGAAAACAAUACCGCUUAGAUAGUCUGAGUGUGUGCAUAGCGACGAGACCGCCAAUACAAUCUACCGCUUUUCACUGUAUCUUGGUAAAACGUCUUCUUUUGUAAGUAAACGUACGCUGCAAGUUGUAUAAUGAUUCUAUAUUACCGUCGUUUUAUUGAUUUUUUUUUUCCGUUUUAAACCCACUGCUUCUACUAAAUUGCACGCGGAGUUAUCGUUUGACGUGCACAAUGUUGUUUUACGUUAUUAUGCAGGUGUCCCGCGGGACACGAAGAUAUACCGAUUACAAUAUCUCCGGAGAUAAUAAAGAUAAUAAAAUUCUAUUUUGUUUUCAUAUUACUCGCAAGUCAUAUGGACUACAAAGAUUUAUAUUGCAAUUCAUUUUUCGAUGCUUUAACAAAAAACUUAUUAAAAAAUAACUUUUUAUUUUUAUUAAAUUCGUUAUUUUUAAUAAUUUUUCGAAGUUCAGAGAAAAGUACCUGUAAUUGUGCAGCAGGUUAUAUAAUCGCAUUCUCUAAUUGAUUAUUGUUAUUAUAAUUAAUACGAUUCUUUGAGCUUUAAAAAAAAAACAAUAUUAAAAAUCACAAAUUUAAUGAAAAUAAAAAGUUCAUACGUCAAAAUGUUCAGAAGAAUAAACUAUAUACAAUGGCUGUCUUCAACUUUUUUUUAAAAAUAAUAAAAUAAAGUAAUUUUUUUAAAGUUUUUACCGAAACAUAAAAAAAUAAUUGCUGCAUAAAUACGUGUAGUCCUUAUCCAAGUGAUUACAGUGAUUAAUGUAACAAAAAAUAAAAAAAAAAACAGAAUUUGAUUAUUUUAUUAAAAUAAACUCCAAGCGGCUUUUGGGGCAAUAUACAGAGUAAUAAAAGUUACAAUUUUGUGAUAAAUAAUGUAAGAUACAUAAAAAAAAAAACAAUUUCAAUAACGUAUAAAACUAAUUUUACAAUUAGAUUAAAGAGAACCACCUAUAAUUAAAAUUAUAAUGUGAGGUAUUGAAGCAGGCCAGGAUGCGAGAGAUAUUGCAGUGGGUGUAUCUUCGUGUGGGACACCCUUUAUAGAACAGACUAGCUUUGCACGCUGAAAAACUGUCGAUUGUUAUCGGUAUAUUGAAACGUACGAUAAUAUGUUAACGUGUCGAUUUUCAGAUGGACCCGUUACUAGCCCCGUUUACCAAAAAGAACUGAACGCCGCCGCCGUCGUCGAUCACUCGGACCCUUCGCAUAGUUUACCGUUCUUCGUGACCGUAAGUAUUUGCGACCGCAUUGUUAUGUAUUUGAUGUUUUGAGGAGGUCUCGCCGACAACUCGCAAUUCUCGCGAAAAUAGUAACAAAUCGCUGUAGGUAUAUAUCUUUUGGAGAUGAAACACCUACGUUAUAUUAUAAAACGAAUUAUCUAGAAGGAGACCGAUAUUUCGAAGGGAACCCCCUCGUGUUACUAUGAACGCGAAAUACCACUGAGCCAAAACAAAAUAGCGACUGGCGUAUUUUAAUAAUAUUAAGUCCAGCGAAUAUGCGCGAGUAACAUUUAUUCGCAAAAGAAUUUGAAUAUGUUUUUGAGUUAAAAUCGCCUACGCGGAAUCAUCCCCUUGCCAAGAAUACCGGGCGUACCGACUAGAUUUGUUUUACUGUGAACAGACAAAACAAUCGCGAUAUAGUUAUUCCUUAUAUAUAGGGCUCGGAACUUAUUGCACUUAAAAUCCACAAAAAACCCGCUUGAAAACGUCAAAAAAGCAUUAAAAAAAAAAAAAAAAAAAAGCAAAAAUGGUAGAAGGGUUUAAAUGUUCUUCUCUCGAACGGUUUUAACAUAUUAAAUACAGUUUUCUAACGCUACACAAAUUAUUAACCCAAAAUUAUUUUUUUAUAAUACGCACAAUUUAAUUAAAUUUAAUUGUUUGUUAAUCAUCUGUGUCGUGUUUGAAAAUUAUAUCGAAUAAUUUAGAGUCGUUAGACGGGGGGCCUUUAAACCCUUCUACCAUACUUCGGUCUAACGAUAAUUGCUUUAAGUGCUUUUUUGACGUUUUUUAAGUACUUUUUUGUGAAUUUUAAGUGCAAUAAGUCCCGAGAUCUACUUAUAAAUGACAAUAAUAUUAUUGUCGGUGUCGGUACGUUUUUAUCGUUAUUGGUAUUAUCUCUAAAAUCACUUCGAAGGGCACUUGCAUACGUUCGUUCGAAAAUUAAGAACUCGAAUGCGUUUGUGAAGUUAGAAUUGACUGUUGAUUGCGCCCCCGGCAGAACACCGAACUAGAUUUGUUAACGGACCGAACAACAAUUACAAUAAUAAUACAGUCGUUCCAUGCAAAUUGUAAACGGCAAUAAUAUUAUCGUUGCAGCCGUUGAAAGACAUAGCCGUAGUCAGCGGUAAGACCGCCAGAUUCGAGUGCAUAGCGCAAGGCGAGCCCAUCGAUGACGUCAUGUGGUCGUGCAACGGACACGUGUUGGAGAACUCGGACUGUUACCAGACGCAGUACAGGAACGGCGUGUGCAGACUGACAAUACCAAAAGCGUACAAAUGUGAGUCGGGUCUGGCCCGGGUAGACGAACGUCUGCAGCAAUAUUAUUAAUAACAAUAACAAUAUUAUCAUUAAGCCGUUUCGAAAAUUAUUAUUAUCGUACCGUGUCGUUUUCAGUCAAUGCCGGGUCAUACGUGUGCACCGUUUCCAAUCGCCUGGGAUCCAGCAGCACAUCGGCCAACCUACAGGUGUCAGGUGAGUCUCGCACGUUCAUUCAACACUAAAAUUCAUGUAUGGGCUUGUUCUUCUUUCACUUCACAAAAAAAAAAAAAUAAAUAAAAUUAUAUUACACUUCUGAUCGGUGCGGUUUAUAUUAUUCUAAAUAAAUUUUAGUUUUUAACAUAAUAUAAUAUAUUAUAAUAUACAAUAAUUUUGUUUUUGUAGAAUACGAUAUUAUAUAUUAUACUUACGUUAAGGUUUCUUAACCCGAAUAUCACAUUAUUAUUAUAUUAUUAUCAUCAUCAAAGUACAAUUUAUUGUUGUUUAGAAUGUAUAGUGUUGUUGUCUAACUACAAAAAUGUCAAAUAUAUAUUUUAAUAAUAAUAUUAUCUUAAGUAUAAUCUAUAGAUAAUAUAUUAAUUAUAUUUGUUUAGUUAAUUUUUUUUUUUUUUUUUUGAAAAAUUGUAACAAUAAUGAUGUGUCUACAAAUUUAUCACCGCAGUAAUAAUAAUGAUAAUAAUAUUAUUGUUUUGUGUAACAACGUUAAAAAGUUUCAAUAAACUUUUUAAAACGGUUAUGGUUUCUUCUUUCUCCUAUCUGUCUAUCUAUACGCUCUCGUAAUCUAUCUACGCCUUACGCUUACAGCAUAAGAUAAUGAAAACAUGGACGGGACAUGCCAGCUCGUCAUCGGCGAAAACCGUAGUCGCCCGUAGUUUUCAUGUACAUAUCACAAUCAGUGCUUGACUUGGGAAAAAAGUAGCUGAGGUACUUUUAAAAGCUACUUUACCGCGGGUAAUUCCCACACCUCCUUAUUGUUAUGGUCUACUAAGAAGCAUUAAUACAAAACCAUCAAACACGUAUCAUAACCAAACAGAACAAUGUAAUAAUAUUGUUAAUUUGUUUUACUUGUCUUUUUUAAAACAGUCAUUCAAUACAAUAUUACAAACUUAUUUUCAUAUAAAUUAAUAAUUUUUCAUUUUUGGACAUCUUAAAAGAUUUCAUAAAUGAGAAUAUUGAUCACUGGGUUAAACGAGAUAAUAGAAUGUUGUUCAAUGAUAAUACUAUAAUAGAUGAGCGGUUACUGAUUAACUGAUUUUAUAGAUAACGAAUGACUACUUAUUAGUUAUCAUGCAUCAGAUACGAAAUAUCAAUAGAUUUUGUAAAUAUUAGAAUAUUUUGCAUGGUUUAUGUAACACAAACAUUCAAGUUGAACAAUUUUACAAAAAUAGGUAAGCUUAAAUAAUAACCCGUCCCGUGCGUUGUUAUCCUUUUAAAAAAAAGAAGUAGGAGUACGCUAUAAUAUCCAAAAAAAAUCGUCUGAGGUACUCAGUUCCCCCGCGUGACCCCCUCUCAAACCAAGCACUGAAUAAUACGGUCUCUGCACUUGUUGUUAGUAUCUACUUGUGUGAUUGUCGCGAUUUGUACGCCAAAAACGAAAACAAACGCGUCUUGUUGUCGGCCGAGGACCGCGAAAACAGUGGCCUCGGUUGGCGAUGUCCCGUCCAGGUCUUUAAUUAUCAAUAACGGGUAACAGCAAGUACCGUAACAUAAUAUGAUUACCUACCUAUAGUCAUAUAUUAUACGGUUCUGUUGAAAAUCAAACUGUUUGACGUUUGUCCGUUUAAAAGCACGUUUAUUUUUGUAAUAACACGUUUGCUGUUUAUCAUCGUAUAAUUGUGAAUGGAUUUGGUAUAUUAUUGUAACAAACACGUAUCCUAAAAAAAAAAAAAACCAAUCAUUCAUAUCACCUGUACAAUAAUAGUCACCAUCAUCUUAAUGUUAUUAUAUACAAUAAUAUUCAUACUGCACGGUAACUAUUGUAAUAUUGUAUUAUCGGUGUAACGGCGUCAUCCCGCGUUGUCAUUGAUUAUGGAGCCGGUGCAUACUAUAGUAAAGUGUACUACGAAUGCAACAGAUAAAACGCUUAAAAACAGUAUGCCCGGUAUACGGUUUAUUUUUAUGACAAAAAAAAAAAAACACCAAAAUAUUACUUUUAAGUUACACGUGCGGCGAAAUUAUACGUUAUUCGUUUAUUAAAGUGCUAUUUCGUGUUUAUUAAAACCACGGACGGACGGUCGUGGCAGCGUGGCGCACAGAGAAAAAAUAUAUACGUUUUUUUUUUUUUUUAUUUACUUAUAUGUUUUCUUUAACGUGAAACAUUAAUUUACUUUCCGUUAUGUACAUCUCACUUGUUAGUUGUUUUGAUACACGAUGUUACGUUUCAUCCUUAAACGACUUUGAAAAUUAUAACGUAGGUAUUAUAACAUGCGAAUCGCUAAGUACAGAUAGGGCAUGCGUCCAAAUUUUAAAAUUUAUCAAGAAAGACUAAAAUAAAAAACUUUAAUAGGUAUCUUUGAAAUAAUAAUAAAAAAAAAAAAACCCGAAAAACAAAUCCAGUGUUAAUUACUGUAAUGUUGAAGUGUUAUAUAUCGUCUUGGUGUUUUUCAAAAUAUUAUAAAACUCUAUAGGCGCUUAAGGUGUUUUUUGUCUUUGUCGAAAUUUUUUUUAAAAAUUCGGACGUGCGCGCUUUCUGUAUUUAGCGAUUCACGUGUAAUAAUAUUAGGCGCAUAAAUAAUAUUAUAUUUUCAACCCAUAUGAUAAAAAAUGAUAUUUUUACACUUGUAUAAUAUCUAAUAUUAUUAUACAAAAUAAUAUGUGAUUUUAUAAUUCUGAGAAACGAGAAUCGGUAGCCUAGUGAAAAUUGAACAAUAUGUAAACUGAAAAUUGACCGAUUCCAGCCGCUCGUGAAUGCGUUUUGUUUUUCAAGGGAUGUAGGAUGACAUCUGGUUGUUUAUACUGCUACGUCUUCUCAUCGCGACGAGAAACGUAUGUCCGGAAAUCGCUCCCUCCGGAGUAGUGUCAUUAUAUCGGUGAAGAGUAAAAACGGUUCGUAAUAUUAUUAUGCGAACAUUUCGUUUCAAUAAUAUUUAUAAUUAAAACGUCUGAAAAAUGUAUUGGAAUGAUAUUUAAAAAUUAAACACAUUUUCAAAUAAACUAUAACCUUAAGCGUCCUGCUCGCGGUUUUUUACGAAUCGUUAACAAUAUUACUGAUAACAGAUUGUUAGCAUUUACGAGUAUAAUUGAAUCAUUUUGACAAUUCUUAAGAAAAAGUUUUAAUGUCUAUAUUAAGGGUUAAUUAAUUAGUUUCGCUCAGACGUCCGAUAUCGGUUUUUUUUUGUUGGAAAGAGGAAAAUUUUCUCUAAGGUACACUGAACUUCGAUUUUCGACUAUGCAGCCAUAAAUCUAAAAGAGUAUAAGUUAAAAAAUAUAAUAAGAAAUAGGUUAUAUUUAAACUCUAAUAUUACUAUAUUACACUAAUAAAUCAUUAAUUAAUACUAAAUAUUUAUCAUUCAAUAAUAAUUAAAUUUAAAAAUCUACGAAAUAGCGUGAAGUACAGAUACCAAUAGUUAUAUUUUAUUAACUUACGGGUACUAUGUAAUACAAAAGCGAAUGUUGUUUUUAUUAUUAUUAUUUAUACCUAUCAAAAUUUAAGAUUUAAGAUUUAAAAUUUAAUGUUAUUUGUAGGAAAACUUGUAAUUAUUUAGAAACGACAAUGCUGACUAAUUAUUAGCAAGCAUUGAUACUCCGAUGGAAAAAAAAAAUUAAAAAUUAAAAUAUUCGUCAUUUUUUCAACUCUGAAAUAUUAUAAUUAUAGCGAAAAAUGGACGUAUUUUUGUCCGCGAAUUAAAAUAACUCGAAACCUAUUGAAUAAAUUCCAAAUCGUUAUUGAUUCGCACAGACUGUCAAAGAAAAAUAGGUACUAUAAAUUUGACAACAUUUGAGUAGGUACUUGUGCGUUUAUAUUAGGUAUAUAAUAUUCGCGUUGGUACGUCAUUAAUAAAAGUAUAUACUUGGGUGUUAUAAAUUAAUAUUAUUACCUAAGAAUUUUAUAAAUUUUAGUGAAAAAAAAAAAAAAAAAAAAGAAAUUUUUAUUUUAUUCGCGGAGAUUAAGCCCUUAACCUCCGUCCUCCUAGUCGUUUCUAUCUAACGGGAUAGAGUUACUUUCCUAUAUUUAUAUUGGCAAGUAUUCGGGACAAUUAUUUUUUUCUUUUUAAUUGGAUUUUUCAGAUUGUUUUCGUUAUUAAAUUAACUAAAUAGACAAGCUGGUAUAAACGAAAAUAAUAAUAAAUAGUCACAAUAGUUUACAUUUUCUAUCAACGGUCGGCCACCACCGGCCACCAGUUCGAUCUAAAUAACUACGAGUAAAAUACGAUUGUAAUUUUUUUUUUUUUUUUAUAUAAUUGUUUGAAAAAUGUUUAUAAUGAUGGAUUUUAAUUGAAACGCGUGUCGAACGUAAAAUAUAACUAUUGUGGGGCGAGAAAUUUCGUUAGUAUUUUCGUAAUAACAUAUUACGCGAAAGUAAUAUCGUGUAAUGACAAAAGUGUAACGAAAUUAUUGUGUAUUCCGAGUGAAAUUAGGACGUGCGUUAUACACUCUUGUUGCAUUCGUACUCGCUCAGUAUAAAUCCGUUUAUAUUUUUAGACGUGCGUCGUUUUUCGUUUUACACCCACAACCACACGACACGUUAUAUUUCACAUUCCUGAAUAAAUUAUUAUUAUUAUAAAUCCGGCCACUUUACGCGCGGAACGGUUUAUUAUAUUUUAUUUCCAUAGUCACAGGGUGGAAAAAUUAUUAUCAUUAUUAUUAUUUUUAAAUAUUAUUUAUAGACGGUUUAUUUUUUUUUUUUUACAUAUAUUAGCACGCCCGACAAUAAUAACAAUAAUAAUAACAGUAAAUAAUUUAUGUACUAUUCGGACGGUUGCCGCGUUACCGUCGUUAAAACGAUUUUGCCAUUUUGACGGGAAAAUUAUUACAAACGCGUAUAGGUGUGUUUUUUUAAAAGUAUUUAAGGAUAUUCGAAAGAUUCGGGCGUCGUUGCGCAACAACCUAAUAAUAAGCAAUGGCGUAUCGAGUCCCUGACAAUUUUUCACGAAACCGUCGCGUUUACGUGUCAUUAUUUAAAUUUUUAGUACAAGCACAAUGUCCUGUAAACCAAGUAUGUAACCGCAGACGGACGGGGUGGGGCGAUAUUUCAAAAAAAUUGAUAUUCAAAAUCGGAAUCUUGAUAUUGGACUUGCGGAAUGGUUUGUCCGAGAUUUCGACUGGAAUUUAAAGAUAGGUAGGCGCCUGAAUUUGUCUUAAAUUAAAAGAAAACAAAGUUUAGUAUUUUGUACAUCGUAACUGUGUACUGCUCGUGGGUUGGUCACUGUUGUAGGUGGUAAAUUGGAAAAAGUAGGAUAUACUAAAUUGAAUUAAAGUGAUUUAAUUUAUAUCUGCAGUACGCAACGUGUUAAGUCAUUGAUAAUAACGAAAAACGAUUCUGAGAGAAGUUAAAUUAACCGUGUUUGAAUAAACUUAAAUCUGGAAAUCGUAAUCAUUUUAGUCGUUUUUUUUUUUUAUCUAAAAUUGUUUAUCAUUUUUAUGUAGCCAAUAAAUCUGUACUUACAUAAAUCGGAAAAAGGUACGGGAAAUACUGUGAUUUUUUUACAAUCUUUAUUUCAUCAUAAUUUAACCUUAAAAUUGGAAAAUCUAGAUUUUUUUAUAUUAUUAUAGGGCUAUAACUCCAUCAGGAUAACUUAGGACUAUUUUUGAGAAGCCAAAAGAAAACUAAAAAAACUAGAAAAUUUCAAUUGCUUUAACCUACCUGAAAAUUGACUAUGUAUAUGUAUUCGGUGAAUGUUUCAGGUUUUUAAGAUAAUUAAUCUAUAAUAUUAAUAUAUUACAUCAAAAGAAUAAAAUCAGAAAAACAGAAACCACUGUUAAGUAAAUAUUCCCAUUUUUGCCACAAAGAAAAUCAAAAAAGAACCUCCUCAAUGCCAGUGUCGUAUUUAGAAAGAUCUAGGUGAGCGUCACAUUCAAGGGAGCGCCAUAAUGUUUUAAGACAUGGUAAAAUAGUAGGUUUUUUUUUUUAAACAUGAACCAAAUUCCACAGUUUAAACUCGCUCAGCAGAAUGCAAUACUGUAAUUAUGUUUUAGAGCUCAAAGUAUACAGUAUAAAACGUGUCAUAUUCCAGUUCGAUGUAAAAAAAAAAUGUUCUUACGGUAAGGAGCUAACGAGUAGUGCUACAGAGCGCUAAAUAAGUAUGUCUAGUGAAAGUAGUUGUACGUCUGCUCAAAACACCAAUUAUAAAACAUUUUAUACCAGAAAUUACCCCUAAUGUUGAUGAUCGGAGCAAAAUUUCUGGUACAAUAAAAGUUUACAGACAGGUAAACCAUUAUCACAAUAUCGUAGUAAAACCAUUCAUCGCUAUGCUCAGUAUCUAAAAUAGUGUUUCUGAAAAUCUUGAAUAAAAUCAUUGAAAUUUGCAAAAAAAAAAGAAGAACAUACUUCUCACGUGGGUGCAACCACUGUUGUAGGUGGGAAGUUUGGAAAGUAGGAUACAGAAGGGAAUUUAAUGUAACGUUCGCUAACAAAAAAAACAAGUCUGAGCGGACUUCAAUUGAUAGUGAUGCUUUGUCUACAAUAUAUUAUAUGUUAUAUUAAAGUAUAAUGCAUAGUAUUGAAGACAACUAAUUACCUAGAAAACACAUAUUUUUUUGUGUGUGUAGUAAAAAUAUUUUACUAUUUUACAAUUUCAUAUUUAUGAUUGGUUUAUAAUGAAAUAAAUAAAUUAUAAAUGAAUGAAUAAAAUAGUAUUAAAAUAAGUUAUAAAUUACAUCAGACGAGAUGUUGAUUGUAACUAGUUUUAAUGUGAUUUUCAAUUAAUUCACAAUUAGUUAGCCAAUUGCUUUUCCAAAUGUUUACAAUUUUUUGUGUAGUAAGUAAGGCGAAACUUUAUUCUUAUCCUUAAAAAAAUAAUUGUAUACAAUAUAGUUUAAUUUGAAAAGUACCUAUUUACCUACCUUUUUCAACAAUGUGCGACAACAAUAAUUGUUUAAAAAAUAUUAAAAUAAUACAAAAUAAAUAAAAACGGUUCCCAAUGACAACCUUGUAUUUAAUCUUUCAAUCUUUUUUAACUUAAUAAAGAACGAGGUUUCCUCAUCAUGUCGAAUAUUAAUGAGAAUUUCAAAAAAUUACCUCUCUAAAGUACCAACCAGAGAACUUUUAUUUUCAGAAAAGGUGCUAUACUUGAUAAUUUUAUUGGAAUAAGUUUUCUGGUAGAAAAAGUGCGCAUAUGGAAAAAAUAAACAUCAUUGUAAAACCAAUACAUUUCUCGCUCCGCUCAGUAUCAAAAAAAAAAAAAAAGCAUCUUAUUAUAAAUCUUAUAAUUAUACUGAUUUAUAUUUUGAUACAUUUUGGAUACAGAAUUUUACAGCGAGAAAUGCACAUUUUAUUUUUUCGGCUUUAUAAUUACGCACUGUGUGUUUUGGAAUAUUUCAGAGAAAAUUAAUAUCUCACGAAUAAGUUGGGGUUGUUUUUUUUGAAACUUUCUCCGUUUUACAAAAUGUUAAAGACUCGCACGUUUUGUUAUCAUCUGCAAUUAUAAUUAGGUAGAAAUACAACACUAAUAUCGUGAAGAACCGUUUUGAAUAUUACUACAAGAACGGUCUGACUCAUUGUAGUAAACCCAUUCGGUAUUACGACACGAUUUUUAAUAAUAAAUGUGCAAUAAUAAUAAUAAUCGGUAAUUUAUACCAGCACUGUCUCGGUGAGCUAGUUGAGUGCCAAAUUUCGGCGCUUGCGGUGUCAUAUUUUGGCGUUCUUUUUAAUUUUUUUUUUUUUAUUCAGUUUUCAAAAACCGCCAAUUUCCGUAUUGAAUAUUAUUCAUUAUUGUCAAAGUCGACGCUUUUCUAUUUUUAUCGGCUGGCUUUAUAAAAGUACCUUUACGUAUUUCGAUGACAUUACACAUUAUUUAUAAACUUCAAUAAUAAUAUUUGUAAAACGAACGGUACUUCCUAUGUAUGAACGUAUAUAUAUAUAUAUUUUUCAUCUAAAGUUCUAUACGCUAAGCGGUUUUAUAAUUAGACCGAUGAGUUAUGCCGGUUUUGGCAUUGUUAUAUUAAAUUUAUAUAUUUUAAAAUCUAUUUCAGUUGCGUGCAAAAUCUUUUAUUAUUUAUUUUGUUUUUUGCUAAAGGUAAAUAUUUUUCUCGCGAAAGUGAACGCCAGACAAUGUUUGUCUUCAUCAUCAACCGUCAGAUCGGUAAUUGUGUCGCGAUGAUGACGAAAAUUAGUUUUUUUUUUUGGUGUUUAACGAAACAGCUAAUGCGUUUGAUUCUGGUAUAUAUAAUUAAAUUUACUCGAUUCGAUAUAGAAUUUCCCCCGAAAUCACAUUGCGCUAUAUAGAAAUUUUAAAAGUUAGGUUAUACUUCUGCAGUAUGUUGUUGUUGGAGGCGUUUGUUUUAGCUUUGAAAAAUCUUAUCAGGGCUAUAGACCUACCUAAUUGAGCUAUUAGUGAAUGAUCUUUCGCAGUAUAACAUGCAUUGCGUUAGUGUCAAGGCUGUGCCUUUUGUGGGGUUUUAACUUCAAAACCCCUAUCAUGGAGUUUUGUGGGAGGUAGUAUAGUAAUGUAAUAUUGCAUAGUAUUGGUUAGUUUUGCAAAAAAUAUUUUUGUACUUCAACAUAGAUGUGGGAAAAUGUGCGCUAGUGGCGAAGCACGAAUAUUUACGAGUGUUUUUUUUACUUUAUCCCCCGCAUUCAUGUAUUAGAUACAGCGUUGAAUAAGGCCAACACGAGGCAUCGAAAAUAAACGUUAACGCAAGUAAACACUAAUGGAGGCAAUGACUCCACGGGGCCAAUUGCGCGGUUCUUCCAUGAAAACAGAAAACGCAAGACGUCACGAACCGAUCGGCGGACUUCAAUGUCGGACGGAUGAAUUAAGACGAUUCGUUCGUUCUGCAGUAUCUACUGGACAAUAUUUCAAGCUGAGUGGAUAAAUUAGGCGUAAUGAUUCAAUAAAACCACAAAAAAAAAAAAUUCCCGUAUCGCGAGCAGCUAUACGAUCGUAACGUCGUCGUCCACAACACUUUUGGGGGCUACGUUUAAAUAUUAAGCCAACCGAUUCGCGAAUUUGCAAAUCACGUUCGCCGUUUCCGCGGAAGAAAUGCUUUGACGACGCGUUACCGUGGUACUUAUAGUGAACACGGUUUAAUAACGUGUAUUUUGAUAAGACGUACUGUUAAAUAAUAACUGCAGGUGAAAUUUUAUUGAGUUUUACCCAAACGGGCUGUACUACACAUGUAGAGUUACAAUAAAAUGUAAAUUUCAAAUUGAUAAUAAAUGCAGUAAUCCGUUAUCGGGCGACAAAGUUCAUGAAAUGUAUUAUAUUUUAUCGAUAAACGAUUUUCGAUGUGGCGGACGGGGUCUGGGGACAUCAUAAACGUGAAACGACGCGUUAAUAUGCAGUAAGUAUUUGCCGUUUUAACAAAAUAGAAAAAAAAAAUAAUAAUUAUCUCGUCCGAGCCAAAUCAUCGCGAUCCGCGUUUAGUAUAACCGGUAAUUCCGUUGGACCCGCGAGUCCGACAGAAUAAUAUUAUUUCAACGUUAUUCGCAAUAGAACACGAAGAAGUUGACUACGGUCCAAAAACAAAAAAAGAAGAAGACGUGUGCCGUUUUGUGAAUAAUCUCGAACUUUUAUCGUUUUCUAAAAAGCGCAUCGUCGUCUCACGCGGUCAUAGCGGUGCCCACGCCCACGCCUCGCGACUAUUCAAGUCGCCGCGGCCAGCUCGUCCGUCCAACACGAACGCAAUUUUAUAAAUACAAAUCAAAUAUGGAAUAUCGGUUUCGUGAUACUAUGACGCGAGGUUCACGUUCGGCACAAACAAAUAAUAUUGAUUCUAAACAAUAUCUGUACAAACAGCGCGACACAUAGAAGAAAAUACUACCGCCACAAUACGACACGACACGUCACGCCGUACAAAAAGAAAGACGAUCGUGAUUUUUUUUUUUUGCCGUAACUUUUUUCAAAAAACAUAAUGUGUUUUUGGCUUCAUGAACGCGAAAACCAGAUUUUGAUUUUUGGUUUUUCUCGGUUAUACAAGCCGAAUUGCCGUCCCGAAAUACUGUAUUUGAACAUUUUAUCCGCAGAAUUAUCGCGCUCAUCAGAUCUUUUUUUAGUUUUUAUUAUUUUUUUUUUUUUUUUGAGAUUUUUGUCGACUCCCGAUGGGCUACUCGCGGGGAAAAACACCGCCCGCCGACUUAUUACUGCGUUCGGAAUCGUUUCUCCGUUCACGACGAAUAUCAUCGUGCACAAAGUAAAUAACCCCGCGCGUACGCCGCCUCGCCCAGAGCAGCGUCGACGUUUUUUUUCCUCUCCUCCACCUCCCCCACCCCCGUUACCGAACCAAUAAAUUACAUCUUCGUCAAAACAUUACUGUCGGCCACGGAACAGGCGUAUAUUAUUAUCGUACAUCAUCCGACACGCGCGAUAUGUCGAACCGUUAACGUCGUCUAUCCGGCCGUCGAAUCUCAUCGUUAUAAAUUUAUAGUAUCGUAUUAUAUUUAGACGCGUCGCAGAGUCGGUAUACGGGCACCGCGCGUCUAGACGCCGCCGGACACGGAAUUUAACCGAAUUGCUGCAGAGGGCGGCGGCGGCGGCGGAUGCGUUCACUUGUCUGUGGGUCCUGACGGAAAUCGAACGGUGUUAUUAUAUUAUUAUUAUUACGCGUCGCGACAAAAACACGCGGAUAUAAAAAAUGAUAAAAAAAAAAAAAAAAAAAAAAAAACCGUCGCCGGCAAACCGAAAAAUUGGCACCGUCUCGCGGCCGCCGGUCUCUUUGGCAACGGGUCGGCGGUCGACCACCACUCCGGCUGCGGCUGCGGCCACUACGCGCGAUAAACCGCUCGAAAAAUCGCCGGCAAAGCCGGUCUAAUAAUAACGUCCUUGUCGACGCGAACGCGACUUUUACUGCUCUCUCACUCGUUCUCUCUCGCCCUCUCACCACCCCCCCCCCUCCAACCGCCACCGCGGUCCGCGUUCGACGGGUACACAAUGAAUAAUAUCGCAAGACGCGGCGGCGAUUGUGUUACGAUUACGGUAGCCGGCGCGUUACCGUUACGAUAUCGCGGCGGUCCCGUUUUAUCGGAAUAAUAUUAUCGAAUCGCGUUGUUCGCGCGGCCGGCAACGUCAGCAACAUAAACGACGGGCGAUGUUUCCCCGUCAAAAGGGCCGUCUGUCGAAUUUUAUCGCAUUUUUCCGGCGAACGAAAAACGACCGUUUCGCGAACGGCCGGCUAAACGUCGUUUUUGACGACCCCCGCCCAUUUUGAACACGGGUUUGGAUAGAGAACAUUUUUCUAGAAUUUUUGAUACGCCCAACACCAAUAUCGGGUCUGCCGUUUACGAGUAAUAACAGUUUUAAAGUUCAGACCGGAGGAGUAGGGAAAGGUAAUUCACUUAAAAUCCUCUGGGAUAAUUGCUGGUUCACGAUAAAAUGAUCACCCAGUAUAGGAAUAAAUGGAUUAUUGAACGUCGCGCAUACGCCCUCUUAAUAAAUCAGUGUUGGUUUAAUUGUAAUAUUCUAAAAGAGCGGCUGGAUAUUUCGACAUUACCAAUUUAAUUUUCUGUAUUUAAAUACGCCGUUUUAAAGAAACACCAUUGAUGCUAUUGUCAGUGGCAAUAGUCUUGCGCUGGGGAGAGGGUGGAAAAAUGAUGACGUUAAUUUUUCCUAAUAAUCAAACGCAUACAUUAAGUAAGUGCUAAUAUAUAAGCAAUAAAACGAAAAAAAUCGUUACAAAUUCCGUAGCGGUUAAUUCGUAUCAUUGAUAUAUAAUAUACAUAAAUAAUGCAAUUUAAGUGCAGGUUUACGACGAAAAUUCAAGCUUCCUUUUGUCAUUAUUCGAUAAUUCAACCGGUACUUUACGAUUUAUUGACGAUUAUUAUUUACAUCGUUUUUUUUUUUUUUGUUCAAACUCGGAGUGUACCGAUAGAGCUAUAUUUAUUUUUUUUUUACUAAAACGCGUUUGUUUUUUUCUCGGGAAAACGCAUUUUUCGGAUUAGUAAAUAUGUUUCGAUUUUUUCACGCCGCACCAUAAAAGAUGCUGAUUUUUCGUUUCGUCGGUACUUGAAACACUUUUUGAAAUGUUCAUGAGUUUACCCCUGUUUUUUUUUUCGGUUUUUUCUCGGAAAACACUUUUUCGGUUGGUAAAAUACGCUUUAAUAAUUAUUUGUAUCGUAUUUUUAAUGACGUAGAUUUGACGUCCGUCGGCCAUACUUUAUUCGAUAAAAAUCCAUAUAGAUUCUCAAGAAAAUUGACGAAUUUACUACAUGCGUUUUAUUAGACGAUUAAGAAUAACUGCUGCAGAUACCGGAACCACGAAAUUCCGGUCUUGUUGACCCAUUCUGUUGUAUUAGCAGAGUUUCCAAUACCGUAAAUAAAAAAAAUAAUUUUCACAUAACUCGACGACGACGUUCAAUGCCGUUUUUUUUUUUUUUUAGAAAAAACUGCAGUACGUGCGUUCUAAAAAUAGUUUAUUUCGUGUUUUAUGAUCACGUCACGCUUGUUGAUGUUUGUAAGUACAUAUUAUUAUGUUUUUACGAUUUAUACAUGUUACAAUAUUGUGGAAACCUAAUGGACAGUAAAACAGUAUUUAUUUGUAAAGUAAAGCAAAUAUUAGGAUGAAAUAUAUUCUUAAAUAUGCGUGAAUAUGCUUAAAAAAUGACGCGAUACUCGUAUGUCCGUGAAAAUAAUAUAAAAUAAUAUAUUAAUGAAAAUUUCCCGAUCUAAAUAUUAUCCCUGUACGUCAUAAUAUAUGUUUUGGAAGGUCAGGGAAAACAUAUUUUAUGUCGGCUAUGGCUGAAACUGCCGUCGGUUGUGCCAUUGUUGUAAUAGGCGGAAAGUUAGGAAGAUAAGAUACCCGUUGAUACACAGAGUAUGUAUUAAAUGUAUACGUGAACGUUUAUUGGGGCUCGUUGUCGCAUCAUUGUAAACGGAAAAUGUUUUUUUAGCGUAUUUCGGUUAAACGUGUUUUGAAAUGCCGUGAUUAUUACGGUUUUUGUUUUUUCACCAUCGAGUACAACUCUGAUUAAAGCGAAAUUCGUGUACAAUUUACCAGCAUUUAUGGACAUUUUGCUCGCCUAAAACAAUUAUAUACUUACACACGUAAUCGAUUAAAAAUACACGAAAAGGUCAAAUGUCUAUAAACAGCUCAAAAAUCGCCAGAAUGUUUUGAAUCUUGACCACCUAGAAAAUUCUAAUAUAAAAUAUGAAAAUAUCAGGUCUCUACGGUAUUUUUGAACCGAAAGAAAACAGAAAUAAUGAAACAAUUAAUGCCCUAAACUUUCCCGGUUUUCCUACGUUAUCCUUGUUUUCCCUAAAAAUUAGAAAAACUACACGGAAAAAAAAAUAAAAUAAAGCCACACAUCAUUGAAUGAAAACCUAUACAUUUCUCGCUGCACUCCAAAUUUUAAAAACCAAGUGAAAAAACUUCGGUUUUUUUUUUGUCCUACUUCCGUGAUCUUCCGGACCGAUAAAUAUACCAAAUUUUAAUAUUGUUGCAAACUCAGCGCCGAGAAAAAUGUCUACGAUGAUGUUUUGAGAUCUGUUUUCGAUGUCAGUUUUUCUAUUUUCCGCCUUUCUCAGUGUUGUUUAUUUCGUGGUUUAUUUGUCCGGGUGCUACGUGAUAAGUGACGGCUUAAUAAUAUUUUGUAUCAAUCUUUAUGCGUGGGCAAUGUGCAUUUAUAAGCAGAGUGAUCGCGGACGAUUAUUAACGUCAAGUCACGAACAACAGCUCCCGGAUCAUAUGUAUAUUUUUUUUUUAUUCAGUCUUGUUAUUUCACGGUAAUGUUUUCGUAAAUCUACGGGUUUUCAUUAUUAAAAUUUUUUCUUUACGUCAUCACGUGUCUUUGUAUAUAUUUUUUUUUAUUUUCUACCGAGAGAUGAAAAUUCGUAUUUAUUUUUCUCUAAACUGUUUCAUUAAUUUUAAUUAUUUAUAAAUAUAUACGGUGUCGUAGAGCGUACGUUUUAUUAAUAAAGAUGAGCAAUAGUUUCCUAAAGUCGAUUUGACAUUAUUGCCGCAGAAAUUUAUAUACUCGUACAUGUAAUUAUGAAUUAUAUAUUUUAAAAUCACGACGUCGAAUUGAAUAAAAAAAAAUAUAUAAUGAGUCGAGAGCCUAUUCAAAUUUUUUAAAAAAAAUUCAAAGUUUAAAAUAUAAAACGAUUUUUGUACAGGAUAGUUAAAAUGAUAAUAAUAUUAUCGUUUUUUAAUCAGUUUAAUGAGUAAUGCGUAAUGAUCGAGUAGUACUGACCGUAUAAUUUUUUUUUUUUUUUUUUAAACACUUUUCUUUAUCGCGUUAAAUAAGACGCAAUUCGAUUGAAAUAUUAGAAGGAAUAAAAUUAGUAAUUCUUAGCGCGUUGUCAAUACGAGUGACUAUUUUGCGGGAUAUAAUAAAAUAGAUAAGUGUGAUGUGGUAUAAUAUGUAUUACACACGGGCCAACAACAAAAAAACGAAUCGUUGAUUUUAAUGUUUUAAAUCCGUUAGUCAUUCUUACUACCGUGAUUUGUAUUGUUAUUAUUAUUAUUUGGUUUACACGUACGGUAAUACGCUUUUUAUGUGUUCGAUUUUAGGAAUCAUUAAUUGUUUUGGGGAAAAAAACAAUAAGACGAAUAGUGAACGAUAUUAUUAAUGUGUUUUUCUGCACCGUGGCGCCGCCACGGUACAAACAUAAUAAUAAUAAUAAUAUUAUUAUACAUUUCACAGUAGCUGAUGUCAAUAUACAUAUGAUAUGUUUAUUUUAGUGGGUAUACUUGCGGCAUAUAGCGCGAACGAAAAAUUAUUUCAUGUUUAAACGAUUAUAACUCAUUAAUGCUGCAGUGGGCAGUGGGUACAACUAAACUGGUAUGGGCCUAACUAUUGGACUAGUAUUUUUAAUAAUUCGACGUCCUCGGGCGAUACAAAUUUAAUGUUAACCUUCCUCCCGCCCCUCAGAAUCAAAAGAAAAAAAGGGCUGGUAUUGUUGAAGGGUGUGCCACUGUUGUGGGCGAGAAUUCGGAAAAGUAAGAUGUGUAAAUUAAUUAAAUUUUUAUUUUGUACGCAAACGAAAAACGAUUCAGAGCAAAGAUUUUCACUACUGUAGUAUAGAUAAAAUCUAAUGUACAACAUAUGAUGAACUUCGUGUUUAAUUUUCGAGAAGUUUUUUUGGGCCCAAGCAAUUGUAUUCCCGUAAAACCAAAUAAAAAUUAAAAAUGCCUCUAAAUAGCUCGAAAACCGCCAGAAUGUCUUGAAAAUUUAAUCACGUCCAGUAAGUGCUGAUAUUGGGUAUUCUGUGAACAUUUCAGUUAUCUACAAUAGUUCAAUUAUAGUUAUUAGUAAUUAUAAUCACUCUUUUAAUUAUAACAAAUCUGUUCCACGCCUUUUCCCGGGUUUCUAUAAUUAUUAAGAAAAUUCCUAGGAAUAUAAAAAAUAUGACCGGAUUUCUGGUAGGAAAGUUGUUUACAGACAGAAAAAAAAAUACACAUCUUAGUGAAACCAAUAUACAUAUUGAGUGCUUCGUUGCGCACAGGAUCCAAAACAAACUUCUGGUCUAGAAUAAAAUUAAAUUCAGGGAAAUAAGAGCUCAAUAAAGAUUCGGAUUACAAAUAAGUAGUGGAAUCAUUUCAAACUUUUUCCUCGUCGGCUUCGUCGCUGAAUAAAUUUAAUUUCUUAUGACCAGUGAUUUACGAUUUGCUAAUUAUUAUGUCGUAAUACGACUGUCGUAUACGGUUGAAUUUAUAGUUAACUUUAUUUUUUUCUUGAAUAUAAAAUAUAUGACUUGUUUAAAAAUUGUACACGCAUUUUAAAUUUAAAAAAAACAACUACAACGCUAUUUUACAGUUCUUACAUUAGUACAGCUAUUACAGCACUUCAAGUACAAAUACUUGGGUUUUUAAUGAAAUCAAAUGUCUUCUUAGAAUAUUUGAUAUUGAUGUAUCACGGGCUGGUACGUAUGAUGUUAAAAAGAAAAAACUAAAGUAGCACAUUAAAAAUACCUGAAACGACUAAAACUUUAAUUGUAUUUCAAUAUUUCGAUGUAAUCUAUUCGCUUUUUUCGCCCAAAAUUCAAUACAUCAAAACGAUUCUACAGAAAAUUUACAUUUUUGCAUAAAAAAAUUAAAAGCUUGAUAAAAAAUAAAUCGCCCUUGUGCCAUUUACAAUGUUAUUCAUAAUAUAUAAUACAUAAUUAUUUCUUGACUUCGGGUUUCAUGCCAGCGGUUAAUUAUUAGAUCGGCAAGGAUAAAAUAUCAGUGAGUAAGAAUUGAAACAUUUUAUUCUCGCCUACAUACGAGUAGUCUAAAAUAACUAUAAUAUCAUACGGAAACUUAGACCGGGUGGCAAGUACAAAUUUGUACGAAAUUAUUGUAAAAUGAAUAUAACUAAAAGUAAAAAUCAUUUUUCAAAUUUGGUUAACACCGUUAAAUUAAGUUUUUACUGACGUCAUUUUUUAUGAAUAUGGUAUAAGUUAAGGUUUACUAUGUCCGGAUUAUAAUUUCUUCACAUUAAAAUAAUGCAUUUUUCGUAAAAUUUAUUUAAAAUCAGUAAUUUAAACUUAAAAUACCCAAUAAAGUUAAACAUGUUUAAAUUUUAAAUUUUUUUAUUAAAAUUUUAAACAAAACGUCGCAGUAUUUUUUUGCAACAAUCUAAGGUAAGUUUUUUAUUUUUAUAUUUCGGUCGGGAAUAUACUAGAGUGAUUAAAAUGAAAAACCAGUUUUACGGGAUUCAAAUCAUUGACUACAGAGAAUUUAAUAUCUCUGUUUAACGAACAUUUAUAAAUAGUGGAAACCUUCGAAUUCGGGAACCGACACCAAACCUAUAACCUUACCUAACCAACUUUGAAUAGUGAAGAAUACUUUGGUGGCCGAGAGUGUCGGAAAUUCAAAGGUUUCACCGUAUAGUCUAAGUAAUUUCAAAAAAUAUGUUCUCAUCGUUAUAAUAACAUGUUCACCAAAUGUCUUAAAAAAACAAAGCUGUUUUUAAUAAUAAUUGAGAAUGCACCCAAUUAUUAUGUUGAGUAUACGUACGCGUCUCCAUUAAUAAACUUAAUUGUUGUUGUCCUGUAGUAGGCUGUGCUUGUUGUGGCGGAUAUUUUUGUUUUGAUUUUUUUAAACGAUACGAAAUUAUGAACUUAAAAAAAAAAUACAUAAUAAUACAUAAACGACCGUCAAAAUAAUAUUGAUAAUAUUGUUGUGUGUUUUGAUUUUACAGAUAAUGAAUCAAUAGUAAAUUCGUACGUCGAAAAUUCUGUCGUAGAGAGCAAUAUUGUAAUCGAAUGUAAAUCUAGCGACUAUUAUAGUAAGUAA
Messenger RNA from Cinara cedri, 71131 nucleotides. The record is from the annotation of a GenBank genome assembly. Lineage: Eukaryota; Metazoa; Arthropoda; Insecta; Hemiptera; Aphididae.